AUGCAAAAGUUAAAACUGUGGAAUGAGUCGAAAUCCAGGUAUGAAUUUGUGUACGUCGCGGAAUUUGAAGUUGCAGAAUUUGAGUUAACUCAGUGCAGAAUUUGUGUUUUGUCUGACUUCUCUCGCUGUUUCAUGCCUCUUUUUGACCACUUGAGGGACAUAACUGGUGAGCAGUCUAAUGAAUUAGCCAUUAUAUAUUAGAGAGCUACUGUGUUCAAAUGGGAUGAUGUAACAUUUCAAGGUGGGUGUGACUGCCAUGCUUUCGGCAUAUGCACUAGUUUCAGUUUAAGGGACUCGGUGAACCAAACAUGGACACCUAAUUCAUAUCCCCGUGAUGCAGUCAGUCGUAAAAUAUAGUUUACGUAACAAUGAGAAGUGCUUAUCAACAGAGGAGCAAAUUGGGCCAGAUAUUCAGCUGCCGAAAAAUGAGUAUAGAUUAAAGUUGCAGCACUGGCCUGAGAGCAGGGCACACCCACACCAUAACUUACAGCAUUCUUUAACCAUCAUGCCCCCCCCCGAAAGCCUGGGAAAUAUAGUUUCUUUGGGGUGUUGAGGGUUGCUAGGAGAACCCCUAUUGCCCUCCUAGGUCUACAAAUCUGAGUGUUCUUUGGGAAACGGGAUUGACUGUUACCUACUCUGGCAAUUUAUUUCCUGCGUUGACAUGAGGUUGGACUAGAAGACCUUUGGGAUCUCCCCCAUCCUGUGGUUCUACUCGUUAAUUUCCUGCGGUAAAUGAAAUGCAGACACCUUGCAUCUCUGAGCACCUCUGGUGGGUCAGACCAAAGCCUUAUCUAGUCUGGCAUUCUGCUUCCCAAAGCAGGUGUCUCCAGGAAGUCCACAAGAGGGCAUAAAGCUGUUGUUCGCUGCCCGCUCAUAGUCUGGGUGGCCUGCCGCCAGUGACAUACUAAGGUGGCGAUUGCCUUAUUUUAUUCAUCAAAAUAUUUAUAUACUGCUCUACGAUACAAAAUAACAAAUCGGUUCUCAGUAAUAUCUACACAUAACAAAAUCCUGUAACUAUUUAAGAGGCCAUCCAUUAAGUUUUAUGGAAAGAUGUUUUCUUAAUUUCCUGAGUGAGGCUGGUGAAAUAGAAAAAGUUUUCAGCAGGGAUUUUAAGGCUAAAAAAGAAGAAGAUGGGUGCUCAGUCUCUGUUGGCAAACCUUUCCACAGGACUGGAUUGAUGAGAUUCUUAAUAGCUCGUUCGGUAGAGCAUGAGACUCUUAAUCUCAGGGUUGUGCGUUUGAGCCCCAUGUUGGGCAAAAUUCCUGCCUUGCAGGGGGUUGGACUAAAUGACCCUCGUGGUCCCUUCCAACUAUACAAUUCUAUGAUUCUAUGACACUAAAGGCUCUAUUUCACCAACUCAGGAGACAACCAAUGAUACUCCUGCAGUAGAGCUCAGUGAUUGAGCUGGGACAUAAGGGUUCAGGUGUCCCCUAAUUCCUUAUCUAGCCAAGGAAGUCACUGUGGUCUACAGCAGAGCUUCUCUAGCAAAUUCCAGAGUUCCCAGAAGCCUGAUCCACAACAACUUGGAGCAGGGCUUUCAGUGUGGCUGCCCCUGUUCUGUAGAACAACAUUCCUGCCAUGAUACAACAAGCACCUGCUCUCCGUACUUUGCAGAAACAAAUGAAGACCUUUGUGUUCCAACAGGUCUCUGCCAUAGUUUUCUACCUUGUAUUCAUUCUAAAUUCAUAUUGCGGGGGGUUUUGUGUGCUGUUUUUAAGUGUUUGGGGGAGGUGGGGUGGCUUUUCCCCAAUUAUGUUUUGUGUGUUGCUUUGACAUAUAUGGGUGGAAGAAGAUACAGUCAUACCUCGGGAUGAAUACGCUUCGGGUUAAGCAUUUUCGGGUUGCGCUCUGCGGCAACCCGGAAGUAACGGAGCGCAUUACUUCCAGGUUUCGCCACGCGCACAUGCGCAGACCAUCAAAAUGAUAUCACGCGCAUGCACAGAAGCUCCAAAAUGUGACCUGCAGACACGCGGACACGGGUUACGUUCGCUUCGGGAUACGAACGGGGCUCCAGAAUGGAUCCCAUUCGCAUCCCGAGGUACCACUGUAUAAUUAUGGUACCUCUGAAUGUGCUUCUAUGCAUCUGAUCAGAAAGUACUGUGGUUACUGUCAGGGCCGUCUUAAGCAUAUCCAGCGCCAUGGUGCAAAGAUCCCUCCGGCGCCCUCCCCCCCCCUUUCCCAGAGUUGCCAACCUUUUUUAGGGAGGACGGCGCUGCCAGCAACGCGCCCAGUUUUGCAGGGCUGGAGGAGGUGGGCAGUGGCUGGAGGGCAGGGAAGAGGGGAGGCUGGACGCAGCAGCUCCCGGCUCAGCUGGCCGCUUCAUGCCAUGGUGGCCACGGCAGGUGGAGGCUCCAGGCGUGGCGCUGCUUCGGCGUGGCAUGGCAGAGGCGGGCAAGGGCGGCGAGCUAAUGCCGGGAGGCGCUGCGCCCAGCCUCCGCCUCUUCCCUGGCACCCUCUAGAACUUAGUGCCCUGGCACCCAGCGCCACUAGCCUCUAUGGGUAAGACAUCCCUGGUUACUGUGGCUAAAGCCAGGUAGCUUUUCCCAGUCAUUGUGCAGCAGAACAUUUUCCAGCGGGAGUUUUUACCUCCUGGGAUAUAAGUCCUUCAUCCAGCACCCAAGAAACACCAUUGCUGCACACGGUAGGCGACAUGGUUUGCUUCAUGCACACCUUAAUGGUUACAAACAAUCAUUAUGGCUCCAUUAUGUUAAAUCCGUCCUGGGGCCCCGAAAAAACAAUGGGCAAUGUUGUUUCACCGCCCAAGAGGAUCAUGUCCACACCCACACAAAAUGUGAGUCCUCCUUCAUCAAUCAUAGUUUGUGCCAACAGACAAAAAGACACUGAUUUGUCAUGUUUAUUCAGAAGUAAGUCCCAUUGCAAUCAGUGGGAUUUACUCCCAUGCAAACAUGCAUAGGAUUGCAGCAUAAGAAAAGGAGCACAUUAAGAUGCUGGUACAUUCCUUCCUAUAUAGCACCCAGACUACCAAGCCAUGUGCGAGCAGUGAAGACGCUCAAGUCCGCAAAGGAGUCCUGGCAGAGAACACUUUGCUUCAGACUAUACUGAAUAUUCAGAAGGGCUAUUAGGACUAUGAUUUUAUGAUUCUGUUCACUGUGCGUCAGAGGCGCCAUGUGCUGCACUGUGCAUUUAAAGCUGUAUCAUACCACUUUAGGGAUGCCGGUGGUACUGUGGUCUAAACCGCUGAGUCUCUUGGGCUUGCUGAUCGUAAGGUUGGUGGUUCAAAUCCCUGCAACGGGGUGAGCUCCCGUUGCUCUGUCCCAGCCCCUGCCAACCUAGCAGUUCGAAAGCACACCAGUGCAAUAUAGAUAAAUAGGUACCGCUGUGGCGGGAAGGUAAACUGCGCUUCCAUGCGCUCUGGCUUCCGUCAUGGUGUUCUGUUGCACCAGAAGCGGUUUAGUCUUGCUGGCCACAUGACCUGGAAAGCUGUCUAUGGACAAAACACCAGCUCCCUCAGCCUGAAGAGAGAUGAGCGCCACACCCCAUAGUCGCCUUUGACUGGACUUAACCCUCCAGGGGUCAUUUAACUUUACAUACCACUUUAAAUAGUUGUUGCUUCCUUCCCCCCAUGGAAUCCUGGGAACUGUAGUUUGUUAAUGGGCUGAGACCUAUUCCCAUCACUAAGCUACAAUUCCCAGAGUGAUUUAACCAUCUUUUCGAAUGGAUCUUUUGGGAAUGGUUGCAGCCAUGCUGACAGAGGCUGAUUGCAGGAAAAACACCUGGAAGGCACCAUGUUGGCUAUUCCUGAAUUACAGUAAUCAUUUCUAAAUCUGCAUCUAUGCAUAUAAAAUUGGCAUAGGCAAAUUGUAUGCCAAUAUUAGUCCAUUUGUUGUGGUGAUGCAUUUCCUCUCUGUGAAAGUGGCUGGCUGCAUGUGAUGCCACAUCCCACAACUCCCCUCUGCCAGGAAGUCUUUGCUGGGAAUGUUGGGCAAUUCAGACAAAAUGGAAAUGGGAGCAGAAAUUGCCAACAUUCCCUUAUUCUUCCUAUGUCCAGAAUGGAAAUCAGCCCAGUGAAUAUGAUUAGUAUCUCUCAUUGGUGUUACUUUCAAUCUGCCAGGGGUAAUCUAUUAUACCCCCCCCCCCCCGCAUUCACACUGGUUCCCCCCUUUUUUUAAUGAAUGGGGUAGAAUAACAUAAUUACACAACUGCUGCAGCAGCCAGUGAAGCAAAUAGCAGAAGGUAGUAGUUCUUGACAGAAGGCAAACUGCAGCAGAAGGGAAACAGGACUGUGUGCGAAAAUACAGGGCAGAAAAGAAAACUAUCCCCUUCUUACGUCCCUGAAUCUAACCUCUCCUCCUCCUUUGGCAAUUGAACUAAAGCUAAAUUAUGCAUAACUGCAUUUGCUCACAAUCAUUUCUCAUAAGCCCCCCGCACCUCCCCACUAUCUAAAUUCGAUUGCAAUCUCUCCAAGCCAGAAGUAUUUCCUUUUGCUUUAUUUCAUUCUCCUAGUACUAUAUAAAUACUGAGCGGUAUAAGGUUUCCCAGCUUUGCAUGCAACAAGCUGUCAAAUUCUUUUAAUGUCGUUCUCAUAAAGGGAGGAAUUCUGCCAACUAGCCAAUGUUCAGCCCACAUGUGUCCUUGAUUAGAUUAACAAAGUGAUUUGUUGAAAGAGCCAUUUCUGUUGGCUCUGCAAGUUGAAACACCGCUUGAUUUUAAAUCGGGCUUCGCUGCUCUCAAAGCAAUAAUUGGGAGGCAUGUGUACCUAUCUGACAAAUCGGUCCAGGGGGGCAGCAAUUGGUAGCUCCCAGGACAUCUUUUUUGGACACACACAUUUGCCACCAUCUCUGUGCUUCCUCAGAUGACCAUCUCCACAUCCACACCACACAUUUAAAGCACAUUCAACCCACAAGCAUAUGGUCCCCCCCUCAAAGAAUCCUAAGAACUGUAGUUUCCAGAACUACAAUUCCCAGUAUCCUCAGAAAUAUGCAGUUCCCAAGAUUCCUUUGGGGGCAGCCAUGUUCUUUAAAUGUGUGUUGAAUGUGCUUUAAAUGUACAGUGUGGGUGUGAGCUGAGAGAUUGGGAGCAAAAGCAGAGGGUAAUUCCUCCCAGGUUCAAUCCCUGGCAUUUUCACAUUAAAGCAGCAUUUCCCGGUGUUUUCCAGAUGUUUUGGACUACAACUCCCAUCAGCCCAAACCAGCACAGCCAUACUGGCUAUGGCUGAUGGGAGUUGCAAUUGUUGUAAACAAAAAUCUGCCCUUUUUCCCUUAUGGGGUAUCCAAGAGCCAAUAUAGAGUCCUUAUGUAGGUUCCCUAUUGGUAGGAGAAAAUAACAGAGGCCAGCCAGAGAAUACUGAGAAGCAAAGCAGCUCGUAAGCCUGAUCUUUAUUGAUCUGUUGUAACAGGGUCCUCACUCACCACACGCAGGAGGGAGGAGGAACCCAGAACAAUGGUGUGCAAGCCCAUAUAUAGACUUUUGAAAUUGCCACCCUGUAGAUCAAGACCACCCCCAGAAACAUCAUAUAUACAUCACAGAAGGAGUGUAGCUCAAGACCACCACCCCCAGAUACAUUAUACCUACAUCACAGAAAGGGCGGUUUACAGCAGAAAUCUGAGUGGUUUGUUUACCUCCUGUCUGCCAGGUUACCUGUUUAAUGCUCACUUGAUUGGAUUGCCUGGGGAGCCUGGCCAGUCUUUUGUAAUGAUAAAUACUUAGUUCCUGAGCCAGGUCACAGCCUCACUCCCUAUUCAUAUCUUGUUGUUGUUGUUUACUCCUGUGCUGAUCUAUGUAUGUGCUUGGUUGGUACACUUAUGAACAUUUAACAUAUAUCUAAGACCUCAAAAUUCCUAUCACACAAUCCAAAACUUCCAGAGGGCACCAGGUUGAGAUGGGCUGCCUUAGAGGAAGUGCUAGCAGAAAGACCUCAUAACCGCUGCCAGACAGAGUGGACAAAGAGCUUAACUGGCAUAACACAGCAGCUUCCUAGGUCUCCUGUGUUUAUCCCAAAACUAAUGCUUCUCAAACUUAGGCCACAUCUGCACUACGGAUCUGAAGCAGUAUCAUUCCAUUUUAAACACUCAUGGCUUCCCCCAGGGACUCCUGGGAACUGUAGUUUGUUAAAGAUGCUGAGAACGGUUAGGAGACGCCCCCCCCCUUACACCCUCAUAGUGGUUUAACAAUCAGUCCCUCUUCUGAAGAAACUCUGGUAAUUACAGUGGUACCUCAGGUUAAGAACGUAAUUCGUUCCGGAGGUCCAUUCUUAACCUGAAACAGUUCUUAACCUGAGGUACCACUUUAGCUAAUGGGGCCUCCCGCUGCCGCCGCACGAUUUCUGUUCUCAUCCUGAAGCAAAGUUCUUAACCCGAGGUACUAUUUCUGGGUUAGCGGAGUCUGUAACCUGAAGCGUCUGUAACCUGAGGGACCACUGUAUAGCUGGUGAAUCGGGGCCUCCAAACUUUUUUCAGCACCCACAACCAACUACAGUUUUCAGGAUCCUUUGGAGGAAGCCAUGACUGCUGAGCUAAUGGCUAAUUCUUCUUUUGAUGUACAGUGGUACCUCAGGUUAAGUACUUAAUGUGUUCUUAAGAAAACUGUUCUUAACCUGAAGCACCACUUUAGGUAAUGGGGCCUCAUGCUGCCGCCGCGCCACUGGAGCAUGAUUUCUGUUCUCAUCCUGAAGCAAAGUUCUUAACCAAAGGCACUAUUUCUGGGUUAGUGGAGUCUGUAACCUGAAGCGUAUGUAACCUGAGGUACCACUGUAUAGUGUAUUAUUUGGCUUCAGAGGGUUGUCAGCAAACAUUCCUGCUGCAAUGUUUCACCUUGAUUCCAAAUUUUGAUUAAUCGGUGUCAAGCACCUUGCCAUUUCCGGUGUUGUGAGCAGGGCCUAUGUCCCUGCCAAUGCUGCCUUGUUUCUGUUUUUUGUGUUUAUUUAUUGAAUUUAUAUCCCGCCCUGCCUCCUGAAGGAGGAAUGUUAAAUAGUUCUCGCAGUCCUUCACUUCAAUUACUCUGGAUUACUCUGGCUCCACUUUGACUUUGCCUCCACUGCUGUGGAACCCUGGGCACUCAGCUCUGCAUAUGCAAAGGCAAGGCAAACAAGUUUUCAUUGCAGGUUGCCAAGUGCCCUGGAAUGUAUAAUAGCCGGUGGCAAACCUGGAAGGACUGCAUCCGAAUUUCCAAAAUGCAGGGUGGGUGGGAUGAGUAAUCCUAUGAGAAUUAUAAGAUCUCAGAUAUAAAUGUUCAUAAAUGUACCAGGCAAACACAUACAUAAAUAUAUAAACCACGUGUCUGAAAUAGUACAGGAGAACAAUCCUGAAGCCAUUUGACUCUCCCAAAUUGACCUCAAAUAUUUCUCUGCAAGGAGGAAGGAAAUGGGAAAAGCUUUCCAAUUGUCUUUGGACUGUAGGGGCUUACACCUCCCUUUUCAAAUACAGUCUGGCAAGUAUCUGUUAAGCUGGGAAAGCUAUGAAUAUGCGUAAGAGAUUCAGGAACUAAAGCAUUUACCAUCUCAAAGGAAUGGCCGGGCUACCCAGAAAAGGCAAUCAGAUAAGGCAUUAUCAGGUAUCCUGGCAGACAGGAGAGAAGCAAAACAGUAAUAAACCUGCAGGCACCCAAUUUGCAGAAACUCGCAGCAAACAUUGCUCUGAAUGCAUUUGUUGUUGUGUUUAGUUGUGUCCGACUCUUCGUGACCCCAUGGAGCAGAGCACGCCAGGCACUCCUGUCUUCCACUGCCUCCCGCAGUUUCGUCAAACUCAUGCUGGUAGCUUCGAGAACACUGUCCCACCAUCUCGUCCUCUGUUGUCCCCUUCUCCUUGUGCCCUCCAUCUUAUCAGGGUCUUUUCCAGGGAGUCUUCUCUUCUCAUGAGGUGGCCAAAGUAUUGGAGUCUCAGCUUCAGGAUCUGUCCUUCCAGUGAGCACUUAGGGCUGAUUUCCUUAAGAAUGGAGAGGUUUGAUCUUCUUGCAGUCCAUGAGACUCUCAAGAGUCUCCUCCAGCACCAUAAUUCAAAAGCAUCAAUUCUUCGGCGAUCAGCCUUCUUUAUGGUCCAGCUCUCACUUCCAUACAUCACUACUGGGAAAACCAUAGCUUUUACUAUACGGACCUUUGUUGGCAAGGUGAUGUCUCUACUUUUUAAGAUGCUGUCUAGGAUUGUCAUUCCCCUUCAUGGAUCACUGCCUUGCCGUGGCGAAGGGGCUUGAAGAACUCAGAGAAGCUAUGAACUAUGCCAUGCAGUGCACCCAAGAUGAACAGGUCAUAGUGGAGAGUUUUGACCAAACGUGAUCCACCUGGAGUAGGAACCGGCAAGCCACUCCAGCAUCCCUGCCAAGAAAACUCCAUGGACAAAGACAACAGGCAUAUAAAAGUUAUGACGCUGGAAGAUGAGCCCUCAGGUCGGAAGGUGUCCAACAUGCUACUGGGGAAGAGCGGAGGACAAGUACAAGUAGAUCCAGAGCUGAUGAAGCGGCUGGGCCAAAGCCGAAAGGACGCUCAGUUGUGGAUAUGCAUGGAAGCGAAAGGAAAGUCCAAUGCUGUAAAGAAAAAUAUUGCAUAGGAACCUGGAAUGUAAGAACCAUGAACCUGGGUAAGUUGGAUGUGGUCAAAAAUGAGAUGGCAAGAAUAAAUAUUGACAUCCUGGGCAUCAGUGAGCUAAAAUGGACGGGAAUGGGCGAAUUCAGUUCGGAUGACUAUCAUAUCUACUACUGUGGGCAAGAAAUCCGUAAAAGAAAUGGAGUGGCCCUCAUAGUCAACAAAAGAGUGGCGAAAGCUGUACUGGGAUGCAGUCUCAAAAAUGAUAGAAUGAUCUCGAUACGAAUCCAAGGCAGACCUUUUAACAUCACAGUAAUCCAAGUUUAUGCACCAACUACUGGUGCUGAAGAAACUGAAAUUGACCAAUUCUAUGAAGACUUACAAGACCUUAUAGAAGUGACACCAAAGAAGGAUGUUCUUCUCAUUAUAGGGGAUUGGAAUGCUAAAGUAGGGAAUCAAGAGAUAAAAGGAACAACUGGCAAGUUUGGCCUUGGAGAUCAAAAUGAAGCAGGGCAAAGGCUAAUAGAGUUCUGUCAAGAGAACAAGCUGGUCAUCACAAACACGCUUUUCCAACAACACAAGAGACGACUCUACACAUGGACAUCACCAGAUGGGCAACAUCGAAAUCAGAUUGAUUAUAUUCUCUGCAGCCAAAGAUGGAGAAGCUCUAUACAGUCAGCAAAAACAAGACCUGGAGCUGACUGUGGCUCAGAUCAUCAGCUUCUUAUAGCAAAAUUCAAGCUUAAACUGAAGAAAGUAGGAAAAACCACUGGGCCGGUAAGAUACAAUCUAAAUCAAAUCCCUUAUGAAUACACAGUGGAAGUGAGGAACAGGUUUAAGGAUUUAGAUUUGCUGGACAGAGUGCCUGAAGAACUAUGGGUGGAGGCUCGCAACAUUAUACAGGAGGCAGCAACUAAAACCAUCCCAAUGGAAAAGAAAUGCAAGAAAGCAAAGUGGCUGUCCAACGAGGCCUUACAAAUAGCGGGGAGAGAAGGCAAGCAAAAUGCAAGGGAGAUAGUGAAAGAUACAGGAAAUUGAAUGCAGAUUUCCAAAGAAUAGCAAGGAGAGACAAGAAGGCCUUCUUAAACGAGCAAUGCAAAGAAAUAGAGGAAAACAACAGAAUGGGAAGAACCAGAGAUCUGUUCAAGAAAAUCGGAAAUAUGAAAGGAACAUUUCGUACAAAGAUUACCAUAAUAAAGGACAAAAGUGGUAAAGACCUAACUGAAGCAGAAGACAUCAAGAAGAGGUGGCAAGAAUACACAGAGGAAUUAUACCAGAAAGAUAUGGAUGUCUCGUACACCCCAGGUAGUGGGGUUGCUGACCUUGAGCCAGACAUCCUGGAGAGUGAAGUCAAAUGGGCCUUAGAAAGCACUGCAAAUAACAAGGCCAGUGGAAGUGAUGGUAUUCCAGCUGAACUAUUUAAAAUUUUAAAAGAUGAUGCUGUUAAGGUGCUACACUCAAUAUGCCAGCAAGUUUGGAAAACUCAGCAGUGGCCAGAGGAUUGGAGAAGAUCAGUCUACAUCCCAAUCCCAAAGAAAGGCAGUGCCAAAGAAUGCUCAAACUACCGCACAAUUUCACUCAUUUCACAUGCUAGCAAGGUUAUGCUUAAAAUUCUACAAGGAAGGCUCAAGCAGUAUGUGGACCGAGAACUCCCAGAAGUGCAAGCUGGAUUUAGAAGAGGCAGAGGAACCAGAGACCAAAUUGCAAACAUGCGUUGGAUUAUGGAGAAAGCUAGAGAGUUCCAGAAAGACAUCUACUUCUGCUUCAUUGACUAUGCAAAAGCCUUUGACUGUGUCGACCACAGCAAACUAUGGCAAGUUCUUAAAGAAAUGGGAGUGCCUGAUCACCUCAUCUGUCUCCUGAGAAAUCUCUAUGUGGGACAAGAAGCUACAGUUAGAACUGGAUAUGGAACAACUGAUUGGUUCAAAAUUGGGAAAGGAGUACGGCAAGGCUGUAUAUUGUCUCCCUGCUUAUUUAACUUAUAUGCAGAAUUCAUCAUGCGAAAGGCUGGGCUGGAUGAAUCCCAAGCCGGAAUUAAGAUUGCUGGAAGAAAUAUCAACAACCUCAGAUAUGCAGAUGACACAACCUUGAUGGCAGAAAGUGAAGAGGAAUUAAAGAAACUUUUAAUGAGGGUGAAAGAGGAGAGUGCAAAAUAUGGUCUGAAGCUCAACAUCAAAAAAACGAAGAUCAUGGCCACUGGGCCCAUCACCUCCUGGCAAAUAGAAGGGGAAGAAAUGGAGGCAGUGAGAGAUUUUACUUUCUUGGGCUCCAUGAUCACUGCAGAUGGUGACAGCAGUCACGAAAUUAAAAGACGCCUGCUCCUUGGGAGAAAGGCAAUGGCAAACCUAGACAACAUCUUAAAAGCAGAGACAUCACCUUGCCAACAAAGGUCCGUAUGGUAAAGGCCAUGGUUUUCCCAGUAGUGAUGUAUGGAAGUGAGAGCUGGACCAUAAAGAAGGCUGAUCGCCGAAGAAUUGAUGCUUUUGAAUUAUGGUGCUGGAGGAGACUCUUGAGAGUCCCAUGGACUGCAAGAAGAUCAAACCUCUCCAUUCUGAAGGAAAUCAGCCCUGAGUGCUCACUGGAAGGACAGAUCCUGAAGCUGAGGCUCCAAUACUUUGGCCACCUCAUGAGAAGAGAAGACUCCCUGGAAAAGACCCUGAUGUUGGGAAAGAUGGAGGGCACAAGGAGAAGGGGACGACAGAGAAUGAGAUGGUUGGAUGGUGUUCUUGAAGCUACCAGCAUGAGUUUGAUCAAACUGCGGGAGGCAGUGGAGGACAGAAGUGCCUGGCGUGCUCUGGUCCAUGGGGUCACGAAGAGUCGGACACGACUAAACGACUAAACAACAACAACAAAGGAUUGUCAUUGCUUUUCUCCCAAGAAGCAGGCAUCUUUUAAUUUCGUGACUGCUGUCACCAUCACCAUGGAGCCCAAGAAAGUAAAAUCUCUCACUGCCUCUUCUCUGAAUGCAUACCCUCCAACAUUUCUCUGGGCAGCUUCUAACAUAUAUAACAAACAUAAUAAAACAAACAUUUUUUUAAAAAAAACCUUCCAUAUACAGGGCUGCCUUCAGAUGGCUUGGGGGGGGUCAGAUAACUCCAUACCAUCCAACAUUUCCUCUGAUGAAAAUAGAGAUAUCCUAAGAGAAAGCGAGACAUUCCAGGAUCAAAUCAGAAACUGGGAUGUCUUCUGUAAAUCUGGGACUGUCGCUGAAAAAUAGAGGCACUUCGAACGGUCUUGAGAAUGUCAGAACAAAAGAUGUAAUGACAACAGCAGCAACAACAGCAAAUUCAUUCUUGUAUAUUGUUGUACUGCACCAUUUUGCAACGCAAUGUCACAGAAUUGUAGAGUUUCAAGGAAGCUUGAGGGUCCAACCCCCUGCAGUGCAAGACUCCAUGACAGCUGGCCAUCCAAUCUCCACUUAAAAACCUCCAAUGAAUGAGAACCCACAGCCUCCCCAGGGAGUCCAUUCCAACGUCAAACUCCGAAUGCGCACACACAAGCCAGGCUUCCUAGGUGCUUGGAGCGGCUUUUAAAGGCAGCCGACGGACCAGCUUCUCACACUGCGUGUGUUUCAACAAGAACUUCCAUGCUGUUCCUUCUUGAAAACGCUCGCUGAUUUGGAAAUGAAAUGGAACAGCCUUAAUGACAAACACAUGCAAAAGUGCCACGAACUGGAACGAGACGGAUCCGCCUGGUCCUCCAUUUGUUUCCGUUCUGGUGGUGGCUGCACUGGACCUUUUCAUUCGGGGGGGGGGGAGUCUUUUUCAUCCCAGGGGCCACAUUCUCUUCUGGAAAACCUUCUGAGAGUCACAUGACAGUGAUGGCUGCACCCAGAGGCCAAAGUGGGCAGAGCCGUAAUUAUAAGUUUCGUGCAGUAGGCUAGUUUCUGCAAACAGACACCUACAUCUCCCCACACCCUUCUCUCUCUCCUCCAUCCAAGCAAGGAAGAAGCAUCUAUGGGUGGCCAUCUGCUGAGAUCCGUGCAUUGCAGAGGGUUGGACUAGAUGACCUUUGGGGGUCUCAAUUCCAUGAUUCUAUGAUUCAUUGAAAUAUGAAUAAAGCUAGGAACAAAUUCAAAGGCCUUGUGACUAUAUCAAUUAACACAGGGAUGAGGCAGCUCAGGCCUGGGGGCCAAGUGUGGCCCUCUGUGUCUCUGUAUUUGGGGCAUGGAACUCUUCCCAAGCUAUGCUUCCUCUCCCCAGACCACACUCCUCACCAACCUUGCUUUGUCCCGAGUGUUCUUGCCUGGCUGGAAUGUGUCCUCAAACUCUUAGAUAAAAUUGCAGAGUCGGAAGUGUGAUAAGAAUUUUAAGGUCUUAGAUAUAUGUUAAAUGUUCAUAAGUGUACCAACCAAGCACGUACAUAGAUCAGCACAGUAAGACCGACCUGAAACCAUUUUUGAUUCCCAAACUGACCAAAUGUUUUCUCUGCGAGGUCAAAGGAAAAUGGAAAAGCCUGCCCAUUGUCUUUUCCUUCACAAAUCCUGUCUUAAGGGUAUGUCUGUCUGUGUUUGAAUAGGGUGAGCCUGUGACCUGGCUCAGGAACUAAGUAUUUCUCAUUACAAAAGACUGGCCAGGCUCCCCAGGGUAUCCAGUCAAGUGAGCAUUAACAGAUAACCUGUCAGACGAGAUAAACAACGCACUCAGAUUUCUGCUGUAGACCGCCUCCUCCUUUCUUGUGUGUGAGGGGAGCACCCUGUUGCAACAGAUCAAUAAAGAUCAGGAUUACUAGCUGCCUUACUUCUCAAUAUUCUCUGGCUGGCCUCUGUUAUUUUCUCCUACCAAUAGGGAACGUACGUAAGGACUCUAUAUGGGCUCUUGGAUACCCCAUAAGGGAAAAAAGGGUAGAUUUUUGUUUACAACAGAAGGCACCCAAGGGCCAUCUAGUUCAACCCCCCUGCAAUGCAGAAAUCUCAGCUAAAGCAUCCAUGACAGGUGGCCAUCCAUCUAGAAGGGGGAGUUGCAGUAAAGGUAUUCUAUUGGCUUACUUUGAACGCUCUACAUCAGAGGUAGUCAAUGCACUGCCCUUCAGAUGCUGCAGGACCAAAAGUCACAUCAACCUUGACUGCUGGUCAACCCUGGAGAGGCUGAUGGAAAUUAGAGUCUGUUGUAAACAAAAAUCUGCCCCUUUUUCCCUUCUGGGGUAUCCAAGAGCCCAUAUAGAGUCCUUACGUAGGUUCCCUAUUGGUAGGAGAAAAUAACAGAGGCCAACCAGAGAAUAUUGAGAAGCAAAGCAGCUAGUAAGCCUGAUCUUUAUUGAUCUGUUGCAACAGGGUGCUCCCCUCACAGGAAAGGAGGAAGAACCCAGAACAAAGGUGUGUCUGCCCUUACAUAGAAAUUUUAAAUACAUCACAGAAGGGGUGUAACCCAAGACCACCCCCCACAAACAUCAUACCUACAUCACAGAAAAGGCAAUGUAAAACAGAAAUAUGAAUGUUGUUUCUUCUGUCUGCCAGGUUAUCUGAUAAUGCCUUAUCUGAUUGCCUUUCCUGAUUGUCACCCAUUGAAAAGCUGAUUACUCAAUUCCUGAGACAAUGGGAAGGUUCCCUGACCAGCUCCCUGACCCCACUCCCUCCUUGCAGAGAAAACAUUUGGUCAGUUUGGGAAUAAAAAACAGUUUCAGGUUGAUCUUCCUGUGCUGAUCUAUGUACAUUCUUGGUUGGUACAUUUAUGAACAUUUAUUAUAUAUCUAAGACCUUAAAAUUCUUACCACAAGUCCCUCAGCACUUGGUUAUCUCUUGAUACUGUAGACUUGGAACAGGUUCAGAAAAGGGAGCAACUUCUCUAUAAGGACAGAUUCAACCUCUGUCAAGGAAAGAGAGUCUCCCACCUCCAUUCCACUGUAGAGCAGCUCUUACUAUCACAAAGUUCUUCCUGAUAUUUAUUCGGAAUCUCCUUCCUUGUAACUUGAAGCCAUGGGUUCGAGUCCUACCUUCCAGAGCAGGAGAAGGCAACCUUGUUCCCUCUUCCAUGGGAUAGCCCUUGAGAUAUCUGAAGAUGGCUAAGAUGCUGCUUGCUUUUGGGGAGAUGUUUAAGUAUUACGAUUCUAGUAGUUUACAGACUAUUCACUGCUUUGAAUAGAAAAAAGAAAAGUGUGCUAAUUUUAAGUGUGCUCUAUUUCUUUAGAUGGCAAGGCUGUAUGCACUCAGGUAAUCCCCCCAAAUUCUGUUGGAAGUGGUAAAGGCCUGCAAAGUAUCAAAGAAGAAGGGGGAACCAACGCCUUUCCAUGAGGUGUUCCUGAAAAGUCAACAGAACCAACAUUUGACUGUGGUUUGUGGCUCAUUGAUUUAUGUGCAUGGAGAAGCUCAACAAGAUAGCUCAGUUGGUAGAGCAUGGGACGCUUAAUCUCAGGGUUGUGGGUCCGAGCCCCACGUUAGGCAAAAGAUUCCUGCAUUGCAGCGGGUUGGACUGGAUGACCCUUGUGGUCCCUUCCAAUCUACAGUUCUACGAUUCGCCUGAAGUAUUCAGCAAAGCCAAAUGUAAGCAGGUUUGGGAUUUAAAUCCCAGAAUUCAGGGGAAUCAUGCCAUAUCUUGCCACAAACGAGCAGCAUGCAUGCACAUAUACUUGCUAUCGUAUCUUGCGGCCUUUUGCUCUGCCGCCAUAACAUGCUGGCAGAUCGCACCAAACUCCUGCAUUUCUAGUGUGUGUUCAGCAAUAUUUGCUCUGGUUCCAAUCUGAGCUUCGGGUGGGACAAAAAGGCUGAGCCAUUGUGCUUCCUUUGAGAUGAUGAUCCUGAGGUUUGUUUGCUUCUGGCAUUUUAUCAAAGAAGUUGAUCUCCUGUUUCUUCCCCCCACCCGCUGCACUUCCCCAAAGGGGGAAUCACUGGAGGAGGGCCGGAACAAAACUUGAACAAACCAGUUUUCUACCAAAUGCUAAGCAACAUUUCUCGCUUAUGAGUAUCUUGGAUGCAGAACCAACACACCCUGACCUAGACUUGCAAUAAUAUUCCAAGCGAAUGCAUAUGCCUGACUGCCGGCUCCCAGUGUUAAUUGAACAUGAAUAUUCCACAGCCGUAGGUUUUUAAGUCCUCAAAGUGUUAAAAAACUGCAGGAGGCACAAAAUGAAGGCAAUCCCUUGCAUAGUUUCCUAGGAGUUAGCCCCAUUCACCACAGAAUCAUAAAAUUGGAAGGUACCCCCUGCAGUGGAGGGGAGCUUUCCCUGGGUGAGCUCGAACCACCAACCUUCUGGUUAACAGCCAGACGCACUGCCCCAUUGUGCAACAAGAGGAAUUAGCAUAAUGGGCCUUGCUUCAGAAAAAACACAUGCAUAGGAUUGGUGGGAAGCUGUUAUUAGACAGGCUUAAAAAGGGGAUUAACCAACAUUACAGAGGACCCACCCAUCAGGGUAGGAUCUUCACACAAUCCUGCUCACGUUGCAAUCCUUCCCAUCUCUGCUCAAUGUCCCGUUGAGAUCAGUGGGGCAUACUGAUCCUACCUAAGGUAAAGGUAAAGGAUCCUACCUAAGGUAAAGGUAAAGGACUCCUGGAUGGUUAAGACCAGUCAAAAGCAACUAUGGGGUUGCAGCGGUCAUCUUGAUUUCAGGCUGAGGGAGCUGGCGUUUGUCUGCAGACAGCUUUCUGGGUCAUGUGGCCAGCAUGACUAAACCACUUCUGGUGCAACAAAACACCGUUACGGAAACCAGAGCGCACAGAAACGCCAUUUACCUUCCUGCCGCAGCGGUGCCUAUUUAUCUACUUGCACUGGCACGCUUUCGAACUGCUAGGUUGGCAGGAGCUGGGACAGAGCAACGGGAUCUCACUCCAUCACAGGGAUUUGAACCACUGACCUUCUGAUCUGCAAGCCGAAGAGGCUCAGUGAUUUAGACUACAGCGCCAGUCACAUCUUAGGUUAGGUGUGCAUAGGAUCACAGCUCAAUUUACAGGUGCUAUCAACAACAACUAGUGAACCUGUCCCAGUGGCUUCAACAGGAUUUCAUCAUGGCUGAGCUGGAUCCCAGCUAGAAUGUGUGUUUUUGCACUGUCCUGGCCCCAGUUGUGCGAUGGUAAGGAAAGUCUGAAACACACAUAUUGCCAAUCUAUAUGCUGAUUGCGGCCACACCCCAAAAACUUGGGCGCUCCACCAUCGCAGGCCCGCAGGUGUGUGAUCCUUGCAUCGCGCCAGGCAAUGUGACGAUGACUCAUGCACGCACACACACCUGCACACGUGGCCACAACAGGUAUGCAAAUCUGGCAAGAGACUGUGUGAUUAGGCUGUGAUCCUGAAUCCUGAGUCCACUGGUGCUAAAAUAGCAGGGUUGCAAUAAAUUUGGUGGAUCAGCCCAAAAAAGGAUGUCUAAAGGAUGCCAUCGGUGGCAAGAUAUUUAACUAUGGCCCUUGCAUUGUGUGCUUGUGUGUGUUCUUGGCUACGUGUGUGUUUGGUGAGUACCGUGACUCAUUGCCCUGAGGCCAGAUUGGAAAUGAAUCUCAGGAAGAGAGAUGUUUUGUUAUGUGCGCUUUCGUUCCCAAUGCAUUUGCAGCCACAGGGAAACUUCUGUGCGCUCGCUCUCUCUCUCUCUCUCUCUUUUUCUCCACCCCUGGAUCCACAUUGGUGCUUGCAAAUGUAGGCUUAGAGACAGAGUUCGUAUUGAAAUCCACCCGCCCCAGUCUUCUCCCUCCAUGCCUGAGGGUGAGUCACAGACUCGGCAAAAGGCAUGGAGAGUUGCUCCAGCCCUGAAUGAAGCAGUCCAGCUGUUGCCUUCCUGUAGGGGUGGAGUAGGGGGGUCGGAGCUGGAUAUCACAGGCUGUCUGAGCUGCAAUUGCACCACUGAGCUUGGAGUGGGGCAGGCCAGGAGUACUCCUGGCGGAGACUACGAGGCAGCUCUCUUCCUAACCUGAUGGGAGGAACUCCCUGCUCAGCCUGACUUCUGAGAUUCAGCAACAACACGUUUGUUUUGCUGAAGUUCUGCGUGCCUCACUUUGCAGAGGGCUGCUUGGAGGAGCUGAUCCCGCACUUGCACGCUUUAUCUGUUUGAACUACAGAGCCAUUUCUGAGAACUUUUGUUUCUUUGUUUUGGUAAGUCUUUUUUCUUCCCACCUUCUUCCUCCUGUUUUGUUGGGGUAUGUGGGCUUGCAGCACCAGACUGCAAACCCAGACAUGAGCUUUUUGGUUCGGGGAUAGUUAACUGUCUUGCAUGCACUGCGAUUUAAAGAGAGAGCGUAAAGAUUGCAUGUCAAGCUGGACAGUGCUCCAGGGAUGUGAUGAGGAAAAGGUGCGGAGAGUAUGUUGUGCACCCACCAUCAAGUCUUGCUGUGUUGCAGAAGUAAAAAACCCAGAAAUGAACACAUCAGAGGUUGUGGAAUUGGGCUUUUGGGUAACUUUGAGGUGAGGGGCUUUUGAUCAAAAGUAUAGCAAACAGUGAUGACUGAACAGAUUGCUUUAUGAGUUCAGAGAUAAGGGACAACUCUUACAGGUGAAUGAGAUCUGUAUCAGUAAGGUAUGCAGUUAAAAGUUUUCUGCUCAAACCUGUGCAUGUUAGAUUCAGAAGCAGAGUCCCAUCAACUUCAGUCAAUUUUCUUCCAGGGGCGUGUUCACAGGGUUGUAUACUGGCAGUAAAGUCUUGUGUGUAUCAGGAGAGCAUAGUGGCUCAGUGUGGAAGGUGAGCUCCAAUGCCUUUGGUUCAGUUUUUACAUAUAAAGGUGAAUCUAUCAAAAUCCAAAACAGUGGGAACCAAAGCACCUUCAAAAUCUGCAUUUACCUUAAUUUUCUGAGGCAGUUCUCCAACCAAAUAAGGUUUGCAAAAAAUGCAUAUAUUUAAGGAAAGUGUGCCUAUAUAAGAAUGCAUUGGUGGAAGCAGCAUACAAAAAUGGAUUAUAUUAGGAGAAAUUGCUUGUAAAAAAUGGAUUAUAUUAGGAGAAAUUGCUUGUAGACAAAGUUGCAUAUAUCAGGAGAAAGUCAUACUAAAAUGCUGGAUAAUUUGCAAGAUGAUUGGUGGAGUGGGGGUGGGGAGGAUUGCAAAUUGCAGCACAUAUGCAGAGAACCAAAUUUAAGAUUUGGGAAAAUGAGAAACUGAGAGGAUGGGAAUUGGCAAAUCCUUUGAUCCCUAGUCUCCAUAUGCACAGAGCAAAUAGGGCACGGUCAGCACACAUACACCCUAAAAUAUUUGAGAAUGAGCAGGAGUGGUCUUGCUUGUCAAUGGCUGGGGGUGAGGGGCCUGCUGCAGACUUAGCCCCACCCACUCGCUCAGCAGGGUCUACAAGUUGCACCAUGCAAAUGAGUAGUUGUCAUUCAGCCAUUCUGACCACUGCCUUUUGAGACCAUGCGUGGAAGGCAAAACAGGCACUGCACUUCUGAUGUGGGAGAGGAAGGCGUGUCCUUCUGUGUCUAGAACACUGCUGCCUUGCAGCGAGUCAGUUUGGGGCUGUUUUACACUGAGUGACAGUAGUAGUAGAGUUUCAGACAGCCAUCGUUCCCUGUCCUACCUGGAGAUGCCAGGACUCGAACUCGGGACUUCCUUUGAGCAAAGUGCUCCCACUGAGCUUUGGGUCCUUCCACAAGGACAUGCUGCCUGUACAGUUCCUUACAAUAACCAAGCCUUCCCUACACACCCAGUUAGCUUUCAAUGGGAGGGGGUAACAUUGCAGCCUUCCUUUAUAGAGUUGUCACAAGCACGGACUCCCCAAAGGUUUCCUACUGCCCUGAACAUGCCCGAUCUUGUCCAAUCUCAGAAGCUAAGCAGGGUCAAGCCUGGUUAGUACGUGGAUGGGACCCUGUCUGGGAAUACUGGGUGCCAUAGGCUUAGAAGCCUGGAUAGCUCAGUUGGUUAGAGUCUGGUGCUGAUAAUGCCAAGGUUGCAGGUUCGAUCCCUGUAUGGGACAGCUGCGCAUCCCUGCACUGCAGGGGGUUGGACUAGAUGAUCCACAGGGUCCCUUCCAACUCUACAUUUCUAUUAUUUCUAUAAGAUCAGGCGUGGUUGGCUUCUAUUCUGUUCUUCUGUUCUCUGCAUCAAUCUGUAGGGAAAUUAAAUGACCAUUGCAUCUCCUUGCAGGCCCCCUUUUAAAAAGAAAGUGGGGAAACUAUGGAAAAUACAUGCAAAAGAAAUGUUAGAUUUGUGGGGCUGGUCCAUUCAAAAUUAAACAUUUGUGUGGCCUCAUCCUAUGCAUGUUGGCUCACAAGUGAGUUCCAUUCAGUUAACUGGGAUGUGUUCCCUAGUAAAUGUCCUUAGAACUGCAGACUUACAAAGUCCCUGCUGUCCCCAAAGUCAGUAAGGCGGGUGUUUGUACUUUUUGGUGCGCUGUGGAUUUACUGCCUAAACCAUGUUUUGAUUUCAGUGCUUCGUUUUUCUUUUUGCACGUUCCUCUGAAUACUUUUCUAGAAACGCAAGAUAAAAAGAAGCAAACAGAUAUAACCUCCAGAAUUUGCAGAUGCUAGAGAUAGGGCCUUCUCCGUGGUGGUCUCUCAUCUGUGGGAGUCCUUCCCAGUGGGUCCCAGUGGGCAAACAGUUGGCCCUUCAGUUCUGGAUUUUAAGUGGGCUUUGCAGCAAUUGUUUCAAACUGCUUUUAGCUGCCUUGUCUUCUGGCGAAUCACUUGGACGAGUUUUGACUUAUCCCAGGGGCUCUCCUGCAGCUGGUUUCAAGUGUGUUCUCAAUCGUAAUGUUACAGGUCGCUUGGCUGGACUUCCCUAGCUACUGUUUCAAAUUAUGGCCCUUUGGUUGAUAUUGUGCUUGUGUAUGUUUUAUAGCUGAAUAGUUUUAUGUAAGCCACCUUAAGAGGGCUUUUUGGCCCGGAAAGGUGGCUUAGAGAUACUUAAGAUUAAAUAACUAGAGGACUCUUGCAGAGUUUCUGUCGCUGUUUGUACUGGAGGAAGAGAGUCAUUUGGCUCGGCUCGAGGGGAGUUGUAUAUUUGGCUAUAUAUUUGUAUAUUGGCUGAGGUGUAUAUUUGUUUAACAGAAGGGGGUGAAACGCAGGAUUGAAGGCUCUGCUCUGAGCCAGCUUGGGAGGUUUCAAAGCCUUUGGAAGCCAGAUUUGACCCCAGGGCUUCCAGGUGCCUAUCAGUAUUGCAGAUUCCAUCAGAGCAUGAAACAACAACUUCUGGUUUCCAUGUAGGAAUGGCAGGCCAGACAAACCCAGCCUAGCCUGCUCCUGUGCAGCUGGAGCUACAGCCAUGAGUUAGCCAAGAGAAGCUCUUAUUUUAACCUCUUCCUUGCUGCACUUUAGGUGACUAGUGAAAGGACAGCUGCAGGGGCCAGUCUGCAAGUUCAUAAAAGCAUAGAGUUGGGAGCAGGGAUGGGCUCAGUGCACAUUUAGAGUCGAAACUAUUAAACGCACUCUCUCAGAAGCAACACACAAACUGAAACUGAAAUUCGCACCUGUCUGAAUUUUUCAAUGCCGGUUUCCAACCGAUGUGUACAGAAAUGCAUACGUUAGGAGAAAGUGUGCAUUAAACUGAAACUGUCAGUGAAAUUCACAUACAAAAUGGCAUUCUAUCAGGGGGAAUGGCUUGCAAAAAUGUGUGCGCUGGUCAAAACCACGUGCAGAAAUGUGUUUAUUGUGAUAAAAUUACACUAAAACACUGAUGGAUGCUUAUGAUGGUUUUUUUUCUUAAAAAAACAUGAAUUACUGCAGAAAUGUGAAAUACUGAAUAUAAGGCUGGAAAAACGAGCAAUUGAGAGAAGUGAAAUCAGCAAAUCCUUCCAUUCGUGGUUGGAAGGGAUUUAGGGGGUGCGCUAGUCCUGGCAUGGGGAACCUCAGGCCCAGGGUCCAAAUGUGGCCCUCUGAAACACUCUGUCUGGCCCUUAGAACUCUCCCUGCAGACCACACCCCUCACUGGACCUGCUCUGCUUCCCAAAUCUUUUUGCCCGGUUGGAACAUGGCCCUGAACUCGCCCCUUGUUUGGAUGGAGGAUAGAGGGGGCCGUGCAGAAACUAGCCUGCUAAAGUUCCCCAAACCUCAGUUAGGUUAACUUUUGGUCUGGCUGUCAUGUCCUCAGAUUUGGGUCUUCAAAUAUGGGUCUGCCCUGAGCAAGUUGCAUACAAAGAUGGGGUAGGAUUUACAGCACAGAAAAGGCUGCGUUGGUGGGGGAUCCAAACCUGGGAUCUAGAUGUGCUUCUUCUCCCCACGCAAACCAAGGUUUGCUCUUGGCUCGCUGCUCUGAGCCUCUCAGCUGCUGUACUCCAUGUCCUCCUUCACUGCCUUUGACCAGGAUGUGUGCUUGAAAUGCCUCUUGCUUACAUGGACAAUGGAUGGAGAGAUGCAAGAGGGCUCCGGGUGGAAACCUCUGAAAUGUAGCCUACUGUACAAAGGUAAGAGUCACACCUGGCACCCCACCCUGCUUUUGCCUCUAGCCCUGUCCGCCACUGGCAUGUGGCCCCUGGAAGCUUGCCAGGGAGGCAAUGUGGCCCCCAAGUUGAGAAAGUUCCCCCACCCCUGUUCUGGGGCACCCACAGCUCACAAUUGGUGCUGCUCAGGCAGGUGGCGGAAUCCUAUCUGGCUCAGCUCUGAAGCUGCAAGCCCUGGCGGAGGAAGAGAGUCGGGGAGAGUGCACUGCCCCCGGCAGCGCGAUCCCGGUGGGGUACCAUCACGGCUGCCCCCUGCCCACGCUGGGUGCCAUGCCCUUGUGGGAGGCGCGCCAUGCCUCCAGGACGCACGCCACGCCCCCAGGACACAUGUGAAGCUCCGCCACUGGCUGCAAGCUCCCCUGGAGUCUCCUUCCUGGUCAGUUCACCAAACAUGUGUUUUACCCUCUCCAGCAAUCUCUAGCUGAGCAGGCAGCUAGCAGACUGUCAGGAUCAGUCAGACAUCUGGCCAGCAGAACCCUGGCACAAGGCGGAAGUCUGGUAUUGGAGCUCUGAUCAAGCAAAGCUGUUUCGCGGCUAUAGAGGACACUCCUUUUAAAAGAAAUCAUAGACCACAGAAUUGUAAGGUUGGAAGGGAACACGAGAGUCAUCUGGUCCUGCAAUGCAGGAAACUUUUGCCCAAAAUAGGGUUCGAACCCAUGACCAUGAGACUAAGAGUCUCAUGUUCUACCGACUGAGCUAUUCAAGAUGGAUGGGUCUGGAACCCUGAAGGGUGCAGCCCCGUGGGCAAAAAUCUCCACCUGGGGUCCACAGGAGAGGAUUCUGUUCAUUUCUGAAGGCAAGUGGAUUUCCAUAAUUGGAAGGGUUCUGAGGGUCAUCUGGUCCAACCUCCUUGCAGUGCAGGAAUCACAGCCAAGGGAGUCCUUAGCAUAUGCGCUGCUGGGGUGCAAAGAUCCGCCCAGCGCCCCCAAGUCUGACAAGCGCCGCUGUUGUGAAUGACAAGCGCGCCGUGUCUUUGGUAAAUGAGCGCACAGUCGAAAGUCCUCUAGUGAAACGGUAGGUAUACAUUUUGUUUUUCUAGCUUGGUCAAAAUGAUUUAUUAUUUCGUAACAGGUAGAUAAUUAAGAGCUUAGGCGACUUCAGUGGCAGGCGCCUGGCGCCCCCCAGAAUUCAGCGCCUAGGUGCCCCACACCCCUUGCACCCCCUGGUAAAGACGGCUCUGAUCAAAGCUAAUACAAGCAGAGCUUUCACCACUGUGGCUCUUUUUUAUGGAAUACCCACCUUGGGGAGCCUUCCAGGCUCUCAUCUCUGCAAGGAUUUAGAAGACCGAGAUUUUGCAGUUAUGGGCGGCUCCCAAUGCGAUGUCAGGCUGCCACCCACAGCUUAUCAUUCUGGUGGUUCUGUUUUGAUGGGUGGGGCAGGAAUGGUUGAGUGUAACAGAUGGGAACCUCGGUGGAUCUUUGCAAAACAGCUGCCAAGAGUUGGUAGGAAGGUAUAGUUUUAAGUCGAGAAGCUGCAGGCACGUGGCGAUGCAUAACCCUUCCCCUGCCUGCCGCUUUCCUCCUCUGUCCCCUUCUCCCUGCUGCCUAAUUUCCAGAGCAGAACAAAUAUGGUUAGUAAUCUGGAAAGCAAGUCCUAUAAGGAAAGAUGGAAGCAACUGAGGAUCUUCACUUUGGAGAAGGCUGAGAAAGGACAGGCUAACCCUCUUCAAAUACCCAAAGGGCUGCUACAUAGGUAAAGGUAAAGGGACCCCUGACCAUUAGGUCUAGUCAUGGCUGAUUCUGGGGUUGCGGCGCUCAUCUCGCUUUAUUGGACGAGGGAGCCGGCGUACAGCUCCCGGGUCAUGUGGCCAGCAUGACUAAGCCGCUUCUGGCGAACCAGAGCAGCACACGGAAAUGCCGUUUACCUUCCCACCGGAGCAGUACCUAUUUAUCUUCUUGCACUUUGACGUGCUUUCGAACUGCUAGGUUGGCAGGAGCAGGGACCGAGCAACGGGAGCUCACCCCGUCGCGAGGAUUUGAACCACCGACCUUCUGAUCAGCAAGUCCUAGGCUCUGUGGUUUAACCCACAGCGCCACCAUAGAAGAGAGCAAAGACUUCUUACCUGCUUCCUGCCAAGGCAGGACUGGAUCAGGGGCAGAGCUAUCUGCUCCGGCACCCAGAGCGGCGCACAUGCUGCGCACCUGGGGGCGGGGCUAGCUGCCGUGGGGGCGCCACCCACAGCGAGUGGUGAGCAUCCCGGGGGGUGCCGCCCACAGUGAGCGGCCCAGGGGGCUGUGUGACGAUGUCACUCCCCUCAGGGAGGACACCUGGGGUGGGCCACACCAACUACACCCCCUUCCUCCACCAGUGGACUGGAUCUAAGGCCGUUUCAAGAAGGGUAAUUUUGGUUGAACAUUAGGAGACACCCCAAUGUUUAAUGGAAGAGCAGUUCACCCAUGGAAUCAACCUUGCAGUGGUGGGAUCUCCCUUGCUGGAGGUCUUCUCUUUGGAAUGCUCUGGGUUGGAAUUCUGUGUAUCAAGCAGUGGGCUAGACUCUAUGGCCUUCAGGGACCCCUUCAACUCUAGGAUUUCCCUGCAAAACAGCAUGUCCAGAAACUUAGCUGCGGUGGGGCAGGGUUUCGCAGGGAGAAAGUGGCGGGUGGGGAAGGGUUAAGCACCCCAUUCCGCUCACUGCUUCUCUGCUUCAAAUCAUGCCCUCCCCACUCUGCUUUUCAACUGUUCAGCAGAGAACCAGAUUCUCUGCAAAAUGUCUCAUUCCAUCCUUAAUGGCCAGAUUUUACUUGAUUUUAUCGUAGGCUGCUGUGGGAGGGAAUCAUGUGAGCUUGACUCUUUCAUUCCCCACAAGCCCUAUUUAUCCUGGCAUUCCCAUUCAGCUGUAUGUUAGUGCAGGUUUGGUAGUUGAUACAGAGUAAGCCAGCUUCCUUUGAUGUUUCUGUGUUUACCUCUUUUCUUUUCUUUUACUGUUUUUGGUAUAGCACUUUCCUAAAGUAAACUCAGCCCUGUGGAUGGGAGGCUUAUAUAAAUCUUAUUUGGGGCAAGUGUGUUAAAGAUGAUCUCAGCUGCUACUUAAAAGCAGUUCGCUGAAGAUGGCUGCAUUCCAGUCUGCAGUACAACUGUUUUUCAUGCAAAAUGCAUCAAGGGUAUAUAUUUUUUUCUCCCCAGUCUGGAAAGAGUGCUGGCAAAAGUUCUCUUUGGGGAUAUUCUUCUGGGCCCUGGUGAUAGGGAAUAUUUUUAAGUUAUAGCAUUCAUCAUCUUGUUAGGUCAGUUUUUAUUCCCAGCUAUGAGGUCAGUGUGCCUUUAGUUAUCUUUGGCCAGGUUUGCUGUUAAUCACCAUAAUCAAGUCCAGCGAUCAGAGGAUGAUACAGUGAAAUAUAUUGAGGCCCGCUGAUUGGAAUUAGCAUUCGGGGCAGAGCAGCUUAUGAUUCACGAAGUGUGAUGCAGAUCAGGAAUUGUGGAUAUGUGAGAAAAUAAGAAGAGCCUUGCUGAAUCAAGCCAGCGCCCAUCUAUGCCAGCAUCUUGCUAUCACAGUUGCCAACCAAGUGUCCAUUGAAACCCUGCAAGCAGGACCUGAGUGUCCAUUCCUGGGUUUUCUGCAACUAGUAUUCAGAAGCAACAGUGAAAAUAGAACAUAGCCACCUGGCUAAGUAGCCAUUGGUAGUCCUCUCCUCCUUGAAUUCGCCCAUUCCUCUUUUAAAGCCAUUCAAAAGCAAGCCUGAUGAGGAACAGUUGAAGGAAUUGGGUAUGUUUAGCCUGGAAAAUAUUUAUGGAAAAAAAAUAUGGAAAAGUGGGAUAGAUAUAAGAUAUAUGUUCAAAAUGGUACAUUUAUGAACAUUUACUAUAUAUAUAUAUAUAUAUAUAUAUAUAUAUAUGACCCUAAUUUUUUUAUUUCAGUUAGAACGUGGUGCUGAUAACAGCAAGAUUGCAGGUUCGAUCCCCGCAUGGGGCAGCUGCAUAUUCCUGCCUUGCAGAGGGUUGGACUAGAUGAUCCUCCGGGUCCCUUCCAACUCUACAGCUCUGUGAUUCAACGACAGGAUUUCCCAGUCUGUCAACAGGCAUUCAGUAGAACCCUGGGGCAACACUGCAAGAACAGCUAUUCUCUCCCAGGCAAAUAUUAACUCUGCUUUGCUCUUGAUGCGGUUCAAUGGAUGCUGUCUCCGCACCAUUUAACUUGGUUGGUUUUUGGUAAUGCCUUCAUUGUUAACAUGAAACACAGACAAUAAGGCAUGAGCCUCACGUUACUUUUAAAAGCAUCAUUUGACCUGCUUAGAGUGGAUUCACUCAAACAAGGAAGCAGCGUCUGUAUGAAAUUCAACCCAUCAGGGAAGGCCAUAGCCCAGUCGGUGUAUGCAGAAGGCCUCCGGUUUGCCAUGGCUUUCUCCCAUAGAAACCUGGGACGUGUACUUUGUUAAAGGUGCCAGGAACUAUAGCAUUUUGAGGGGUCUCCUAACAACUUCCAGCACCCUUAAGAAGCUGGGGUUCCCAGGAUUAUUUGGGGGAUGCCAUUACUGUUAAAGUGGUAUAAGAGUGCUUUAAAUGUAUGGUGCAGAUGGGACCAAACAUUGGGGAGAAGGGGGGAUGAAGUUUCUGCCUGUGAUGAACAACAGCUGAUGGACUACAGCUCCCAUCAACCCUGACCAUUGGCCACACUGGCUGGGGCUGAUGGGAGUUCCUGUCCAACAGUGUCUGCAGUUCCACAGGUUCCUCAUACCUGCUGAAUUCAUAUUCAUGGAAUUGGAGAGUUGGAAGGAACCCUAAGAUCAUCUUUCUACAGUUAAACCAUGCUACAUGAUUGGGGUGUGCUAAGCUCAUUGUGUGAUGUCUACAUGUGGCCUUUGUAUAUGUUAAGCCCAGUGUGCUUGAAUUACUGAAGAAAAGGUGUGCAGGGGCGCGGUCCUUUAAGAAAUCCCAAGAACAUGGAAAUGUAGCCUACCAGCAUCUUCCCAGGCUAGUAACUUUUGAGUGUUAUUUGCAAGGGUGUAUAAGGCCAGUCCUUAUGCCUUUCUAUGCUAAAACUCAUAGGCUAGAGAUCAUGGGGUUUGGGUGCCAGUGAAAAUAAACGACGGCACUGUCUGCCACAUAAUACAGUUUUGAACAAGGACUUCUGAGAGAUUAAAAUCUAUCACUGUGCUCCGAAAGAGAUACCGUUUCCAUGUGACUGCCAAUAUUUCCUGUUCCUAGCAGAAGAGCAUUUCCUGUUUCUAAUAUCAGCCCAAUGCAGAAGGCCCAGCGAUACACAAAAAAUAAGCCUGGCAUUUUGGAAAGAAAGACAAGGUUGGAAUGUGUGUUGUUCCCUGUAGUACAGGAAAAAGAUGGUCAGUGUAUUAUUUUAAUAGAACUGUUUCCAUUAUUCCAGAGGAGCUAAUUCUAGCCAUUAAACUGAGCUCUUGAUGAGAUUUAUGAACCCUGGAAUUAUGCACGUAAACAUCAACAUUUCAGGCUUCCUUGAAAGCAAACAAUUGUGUCAUCAUUGCGCAAGCAAAUAUGUGUAAUUACGGAACCUGUGCUUCAGGAAUUCUUGAGGAAUUCAUUCUUUGCAAAUUCCUAGACGGAUCAGCCUGAUCUGCAGCUCCAGAACUAAUGAGUGCACUACAUUCCUCCAGAUAUCGUGACAGAUAUCUGCUCAAAAACUGUCCCCUUUUUUAUUUUAAAAAUCUGCAUUUUGGGAUAAACUACAGCUAGAAAUGCAUAACAUGAGAGAAAAUAUAUAUUUGCAAAUGCAUAUUUUUGCGAGAAAAUGUGUAUCUAAAUAUAAUUUCUGUGCUUUUUUAUUUUUUAAAAAUCCGCAAAUUAAUGCAGAAACAGAAUGACACAGACUUAUGAAUGAGCACGUGCAAAGCUGUUACAAUCUGGAAUUAGUUUUAGCCAUCCAUUGCUAUGUAUAAUUAGAGUACAAUAUGUGUGUUGAAAAUUGCCUUCAGUCAGAUCAGACUAUGCUUCUCUUGCCAAUUGCUGUCUAUUUUGAUUGGCAGAAGCAUGCCAGAGCCUCAGGUGGGGGCCUUUCACAUCCCUUUUAUCUGAUAUCCUUUUAAUGGCAAAUACCAGGGAAUGAAUCUGGGACUUUGCACAUUUAGCAUAGUUACUCUGCCUCUGAGCUGCAAGUCUUCCUUCCUUCCUUCCUUCCUUCCUUCCUUCCUUCCUUCCUUCCUCCUUUUUCUUGUACCGCUGCUGGCAAGAUCUGGCAGGAGGAGCUGUACAGCAAAAGUGUCAAUACUGAUACAGCCAUACCUCGGGUUACAGACACUUCAGGUUGCGUGUUUUCGGGUUUCGCACCGCGCCAAACCCAGAAGUACCAGAACAGGUUACUUCCAGGUUUCGGCGCAUGUGCAGAAGUACUAUAUCGUGCUUUGCGCAUGUGCAGAAGUGCCGAAUCACAACCCGCGUGUGUGCAGACGCGGAGCUGUGGGUUGCGAAUGCUGCGGGUUGCCAAUGUGCCUCCCGCAUGGAUCACGUUCGCAACCCGAGCGUCCACUGUAAUGUACUAGGGAACGAACAGCACUUUUAACUGUGUGGGAGCUGUGUAGAGCAGUGGUUUUCAACCAGUGUGCCGUGGCACCCUGGGGUGCCUUGGAUGAUGGUCAGGGAUGCCACGGGCAACCCUGGCCUCUGUCCCUGUUUCCUUCCCUCCCUCCUCUGAUGCCCUCUCACAUCUCUGCCUGCCAAAGUCUUGCACAGCUGUUUACUGCAGCAGCCCUGGCUACAAGCUCCCCAGGCAAAUGGAGCCUCUGGGGCUGGCUAAGGGGUGCUGGCUACCAGGAGGUGAGGCGGGCCUCAGAGUAAGCAAGCAAGCAGACAAGGGAGCCCAGCCAAUCAAUCCACCAUCCCUUGCUGUCAGGAACAGACAGACAAGUCCCAGGCCCCUGUGGGGCAGUGUGAGGAGGCACAGUUCUUUGGGGCUGGGAGGCGGGGUGGGAAGCUCAGAGACUAGGGCUCUGAAGGAGAGGGGAGAGGAGAGGAGGCUGAGGGAACCCUCCACAAGGGAGGGUGUUUGAAAAAGGGUGAGGGGCUGCCAGCUCUGCAGGCAAGGGGUGACACAACUGGGUUCCUGAGCCCCACAGGAAGAACGUAGUUGGUCAAGGGAGCCGUGGACUCAAAAAGGUUGAAAACCUCUGGUGUAGAGACAUCCAGUGUCGGAGGGAAGGAACCAAAGGAGCAGGCCCUCUCCUGGCAUUGAUAACGCAGGAGGGCUCAAACGCUUUAGGGGCCCUAGGGAUGGAGUAGACAUGUGAUUCGGUUUGCAUUUGAAAGCAAACAUCCCUAAUUCAAAACAAAACAAAAUAAUAAAAUAAAAUAAAAUAAUUCCUUCCAGUCGCACCUUAGAGACCAACUAAGUUAGUUACUGGUAUGAGCUUUCGUGUGCAUGCACACUUCUUCAGAUACCUAAUUCACAAAUUCUGAAAGAAGAUGCAAAACAAAACAAAAAACACCCUUUGAAAUUUGCCCCCUCUCAGAGUUUUGCGGUGCAGUCCUCCAGCCAAGUAAUGUGUACUAAGAUGCAUAUACUAGUGUAAACUGUGCAAAUAAAUGCACAUUUUAGUGAAAAUAACAUAUCUGGUGCAAAUAUGCAUUAUAUUUGGGGUAACUGCUUUGCAAAAAAAUGUGUGACUUGGGCAAGAUUGCAUGGGGAAAUGUUAGGAGAAAUCUGUGCUAAAGUUAGCUGAUGAAUUUACACGAGGACUUCUUUUUUUAAAAAAACAAAACCUCACAAACUGAUGUGGAAAUGGGAAGAAUUGAAUGUAAGGUGGAAAAAUGAGAAACUGGGUGAUGGAAACACCUUAAAUUGACAAAUCAGCCCAUCCCUAAGAGGUGUGCACAGGCAAUUUGGGGGAUGGAGCAUGCACCUCUACACAGUUUGAAUAAUCGUAUAUUUCUUUUAAAAAUGCCCGAGCGGGGCUUUUGUAAGCCUGAGGGGAGGGGGCCUGGUCUGAUAAAGUGUGCAAAACUCUGAGUUAGGGAAGGGAACUAUAAAUGCCUUAAUAUAUGUGAAUAUAUUAUAUGGCUAUAAUUUAUUUGCCAAAUGCUGUUUACUACUUUUUGUAAGCUAUUUAGCUCUCAGGCAAGGCAUGAUAUUAGGUAUGGGUCUACUGUACCUUUUAAGUAUGCUGUGGCAUAGCUGUCAACGUUUCCCUUUUUUUAAGGGAAAUUCCCUUAUUCCGAAUAGGAUUCCUCGCAAGAAAAGGGAAAGGUUGACAGCUAUGUACUGUGGGAAAACCCACAAGGAUUUACUUAUUGUGCGUGAUUGGCUGCAAACACGCUGUACAUUUAAAGCUCCCCCCCCCCCAAAAAAAGAAGAAGAAUGGGAACUGUAGUUUAAGGGUGCUGGAAAUUGCAGUGCUGUGAGGGGGAAACUAUGGCUCCCAGGAUUCUUUGGGGGAAUCGAUGUGCCUUUAACGUGACUUAAGUGUAUGGUGUGUGUGUUCAGCCUUUAUUUGUUUCUAAAGAAAGAACUUCCUUCAGCUGCUGAUUUGAAGGCUGGCAGCCGUCCUCUUCAGGGAUUACUGGCCACACAUAAGGGGAUGUUUUGUGUUCCUGAGAGAGGCUUUGCCCUCCCAUUGUUCCUUUCAGCCUCCUCACCUUGAGAAUUCUGCUGAGCCUGAUUCAGCAGAAUCGCCCACUAAUUCACAUACCAGUCUGUCAGGUUCCACGGGAGAGGUCUCCUUCUCUACUGCUAGAAGCAAAGAUCACAAUAAUGCAGGUGUGCCCAGUGACUGAGAGUUCAAAUGUUGGCUGGUGAGGAAAUGUUGUGAUUCGGGGAGUAUCUGGCUCUGAAGCUGCUGCCCCAAUUCAUACAUUCAGUAUUCACCAUGCAAAUGAGACUCAUCACCAUAGUCCAGGGGUGAGGAACCUUUUGUGGCCAGCAAGCCAGAUCCUUAUCUCCCCAACCAACCCCACGAUGGGCCAAAUUUGACAUUACCUCGACACUUGGCAUUACUAUGACAUCAGUGAUGCUGCCCUUUGAAGCCCCGAAUAUUGGUUCUUCAAAGUGCAGCAUGGGGCUGUUUGAAAGCCCUUUUGCAAGCAGCCUCGUGCGCUGUCCAUACAGGCAUCCGUACGGGCUGCCUCUCGCAUGGCGGCCGUACGGGAUGCUGUGCAUGCGCACACCGUACGGGAUGCUGCACAUGUGCAGUCUGUAGGGACAUCGCACGUGUGUCACCGGGCCAUUCGCCCCGCUCCUUGGCGUCCUGCCCCAGGGGCCGGAGAGGGUUCCUCUGCCACUGCCUGAGAGGUGCCAGAACUGAGUUCCGGCUGACAAAACAAGCCCUGAUAAAACAUUUAGAAACAUUUAGGGCUGCCUUCAGAUGUUUCCCAAAGGUUGUAUAGCUGCUUAUCUACUUGGAUUGGGGAUCACAUAACUCCAUAGCCUCCAACAUUUCUCCGAUGAAAAUAGGGACGUCCUAAAAAAAAGUGGGACAUUUCAGGAUCAAAUCAGAUAUAGUGGUACCUCUGGUUAUGUACUUAAUUCGUUCCGGAGGUCUAUUCUUAACCUGAAACUGUUCUUAACCUGAAGCACCAUUUUAGCUAAUGGGCCUCCCGCUGCUGCCUUGCGAUUUCUGUUCUCAUCCUGAAACAAAGUUCUUAACCUGAGGUACUAUUACCCGAGGUACCACUGUACUGGGGUGGCUUUUGUAAAUCUGGGACUGUCCCUGGAAAAUAGAGACACUUGGAGUGUCAGCAGAGCCAGAGGCAAAUGUGAGCAGAGCAGUCAAUGUGAAGGUACCAUAGACAUAGCAAUCCAAAGUACUUAAGAUAAAAUCCAACUGUUUAUUCCUCUGGAAAGAACCUACAUUCCCCAAGCCUAGGAAAGAACAAGGAAGUCUACAAGAGCCAGGUGUUACAGGCCUUGCCACAGAGCAGGGAAAGCAGGGAGAAUGUGUUAGCAAACGGUUGGCAGAUGACAAAAUGCACACAGCAAAGAAUCUUCUCCCCGGCUUGUGUUUUGAUUUCUUUCGCUCUCGUCUCCUCCAAGAACUCAAGAGUAAUUUCCAGUCAUUGCAACUCCCUCCUGGCUGGGGUGGAGCUCUGGCUGUGCUCAACCAAGACGUCUCAGAGUGUAAAUCAUUCUCCUCUCCAAGCCUCUUUGCAGUGGCAAACUUCAGCUUCUGGAAGUAAGAUGCCUUGCAGCCAGGAAGAGGCAAAUGGCAGGCACAAAAAUAGUAAGAUGUCAUGAAAUAAAGACACCUUUAUUUACGUUACCUAAUCUGCUUGAAUUGCAAUGUUGAACUUGUUGCAGAAUUGAAAGCCAGCAUUGGGUGACGGCAGCUGAAAGACAUGGAAAUGCAUGUACUGUAUAUGCUCAGUUACAGGUGUUGGUCUGCCGUAAUUGAAACAAAAUAAAAAAAUUCCUUCCAGUAGCACCUUAGAGACCAACUAAGUUUGUAUCUGAAGAAGUGUGCAUGCACACGAAAGCUCAUACCGAUAACAAACUUAGUUGGUCUCUAAGGUGCUACUGGAAGGAAUUUUUAAAUUUUGUAUAUGCCCCCAAAUAUUCUCUUUGGGGGCUUCUGCCAGCUCAGGCGUUGCCAAACUUCUCAAACUUUAUGAGUGUAUUAAAGGCAGGGAAUGCGAACCAGGUCUCAGGUUAAACUUCUGAAAUCUCCAGGUAGGGUUGGGAAUGUUCCUGGAGAGCAGUUGCCAGUCAGUGCAGACAGUCAGAAGCAGCUUGUCAUGUUCAUCUUAGGGGAGUCAAUGUUUUUUCAGGCCUGCUCCAAAGUGAAGUCGGAGACCACUAGCCCUGGGUGAGAACAAGCCCCAAAGCCACAUUUAUGCCAACAGGGCUUCUGCUAGAAGCCCAGAAGAUACUAUGAGCCACCUGCUGCGAAGCUGAAAUUACAUCAAGCCACCUUCACAGCCUGUCAGUAAGGAGGUAAUAAAACACCCACUGUCUGCAUUUCCUUGUUCUUUUGACAACAGAACAGCUUCUGUGAAAUAUUAUUCACCUGCGGCUGAAAAAGCUCCCAGCAGUGGAAUUCCAACAGGCCCACAAAGCUUGCAUUUCUGGCAUUUCUUGAUUUUUUUCAUUUCUAAAAGCAGGUUGUACAAGUUUUUUUUAAAGAACACUUUCACUGCGGAAAAACAGGAAAGCAUCAGGGAAACAGCCCUGUCCUGUUAUUUAUGGACUCGCCUUUCCCCCGGACUGUGCUUUAGCCCAACACCUGUUUGAGCGGCAUUCAUGAGAUGGGAACAACUAGGAGUGUUGUCAGCGUAGAGUUAAGCUGCAUGGAGUUCAAUUUGUCCCAGGGCACAGGCUCCAAAGAAUCUGUUCUCAGCACUAGGACUUCGCCCUGGGGUGUGUGAAGUGCUGAAAAAGACGAGCACCUCUGAGAGUAAAAUGAAUUGAUAGUACUCGACCACAAGCAAACUCAAUCUCCCUGAGAUGCUAGUUUGCAGCUAUGCGUUAUUCUAUUUUCCACAGAGGGAAUCAUUUAUAUUUGGAAAGAGUUGCAGCCUGACAGCAACAUGCUGAACGGACCAAAAGUCUCAGGCUCAAUCCCUGGUGAAGACUCUGAAUCUCAGCGUUGUGGGUUCGAGUCCUGCCUUGGGCCAAAGAUUCCUGCCUGGCAGGGGGUUGGACUAGAUGAUCCGUGAGGUCCCUUCCAACUCAACCAUUGUAGGGGCUGGCGUCGCCCCGGGCGCAAUCAAGGAACACACUCCUCCGCUGCCUUUAAAUGCUUCUCCCUAUUUUUUCUUUUGCUUCUCUAUACCAUGAAUCCUUCGUGCUUUUCUAAAGAAAAGAGAGGGAGGAAGGCUUUUUAAAAUGCCAUUAUCCAAGCUGACCUCAAAGCCAGGAGCCCUCCAAGGUCAAAAUGCUGACAAAACACAGUCCUGAUAAAAGCCCUGUCCUCAGGAGCAUUGUAGAUGCUGCAAACCUUUGGGAGGGGACAGAGGUUAAUUUGUGAAUAGAGGUUAGUGAGAAAACUGGGGACCAAGCAGCUAAUGUCAACAAGGAGCUGUUGGUUUUUCCUGUGGAUGAGACAAUGCCUUUGGAAAGUUUUCUUUCAAAAACCGAAACUACAGUUAAAAACUGAUCUCAUGUUGCAGAAUGUGUAUCUAACGGGGAAUGAUUCCAGAUGCAGAAAUUGCUUAAUCAUGGUUUCUUAGAUUUCACCGAAUUAGGUCCUCGAUCAGACAUAGCCAGAUGCUUUUUCUUUCUUUCUCGGAACUAGCAAACUUUUAUUGUUUUCCUUGGAUGUAGGAUUGUUUAAAAGUAAUAUUUUCUGUAUGCUGUAAAAUGGUUUUAAGAACGUAUGAAUUCCGUGGCAGAAUGACAACAAAGUCCAUAUAGUCCAAUAUUGGCUGAUGUGAAUUAUAGGCCAAAACAUUGCAUUAUAGAAUUGUAGAGUUGGAAGGGACCCUAAGGGUCAUCUAGUCCAACCCCUUGCAAUGCAGGAAUCUCAGCUGAAGCAUCCAUGACAGAUGGCCAUCCUUCUAGAACGGAAGGUUGCAAUAAAGCAGUAAAUUGGCUUCCUUUGAAUACUCUACAUCAGAGGUAGCAAUGAGCCGCCCUUCAGAUGCUACAGGACCAAAUGUCACACCAACCUUGACGGCUGGUCAAUCCAGCAGAGUUCGAGUCCCACAGCACUUGGUUAUCUCAUGAUAUUGUAGAGUGGGAAAAGGUUCAGAAAAAGGCAAGCCAACAUGACCAAGUGGGUGGAGCAACUUGUCUACGAGGAAAGGUUGCAGUUUUUGGAACUUUCUGGUUUCGAGAAAAGGCAAGCGAGAAGGGGGCAUGAUAGACUUUGUAAAAUCAUUCAUGACAUGGACAAAGCGGAUCGAGGAAGGAUUUCUCUCAUAACACUUGAAGAUUCAAAUGUUAGAAGAUUUGAGACAGAUGAAAGAACUUCUUCACGCAGUGUGGAACUGAACUGUGGAACUCACUUCCGCAAGAGGCAGUCGUGGUGGUCGUCAACACAAAUGGCCCUAAAAGAGGACUGGACUGAUUCAUGGAGAAUAAGACUGUCAAUGGCUAUUAGCCGUGAUGACUAUGCUGUGCCUCCAGGAUUGGAGUCAACAAAGCUUCUUCUUUUUUAUAAUAAUAUUUUAUUGAUUUUCCACAUUUUUAACAUCCUCACAAUAUUCAUUUUUCGUCUCUACUUUUUAGGUUCUUUUGAACCUUUGAACUUCCCUCCAGCCCCUUCAUGGGUUCUUUCUUUAUCCCAUUAUUAACGGCAUCUUUUACGUUUUCUAAAUCAUUAUGUCAAUCAUAAGUAGAAUAUAGUAGAAUUUCACAUUACAAGUAUCUUCACAUUCCUGCCAGUGUCUUUAAAUUUUUACAGUGAUCUUUUAAAUAUAAGUACAAAUCUGUUCCAGUCCUUUUCAAAUUCUUGGUCUUCCUGGUUUCGGACCUUUCCCGUCAGUUUCGCAAUCUCCGCCUGGUCCAUCAGUUUUGCUUGCCACUCCUCUUUCGUUGGCACUUCAUCUUGCUUCCAUUUCUGGGCUAGUAAUACUCAGGAGGCAGCAAAGCUUCUGAAAUCACAAGAGGAAAGAGCGCUCUUGUGCUCAGAUUCUGCUUCAGGAAAGCUCUGGCAGGCUUCCAGAGAACGUUGACAUUCCUGGGCACAGAAUUUGACAGCCACGUUUCUCCUAGGUUCUCGAAUUAUUAUAAAUAAACCCCUCUUUACCUCUUUUUAAAAAUCAUAAUUUAGUGGGCUGCCCCUUUCUUUUAAGGGACGUGGGUGGUGCUGUGGUCUAAACCACAGAGCCUAGGACUUGCCGAUCAAAAGGUCGGCGGUUCGAAUCCCCGCGACGGGGUGAGCUUCUGUUGCUCAGUCCCUGAUCCUGCCAACCUAGCAGUUUGAGAGCACGUCAAAGUGCAAGUAGAUAAUUAGGUACCACUCCGGCGGGAAGGUAAACGCCGUUCCUGUGCGCUGCUCUGGUUCGCCAGAAGCUGCUUAGUCAUGCUGGCCACAUGACCCUCAUUUCCCCUGAUGAGCUGUACGCCGGCUCCCUCGGCCAAUAAAGCGAGAUGAGCACCGCAACCCCAGAGUCAUCCGUGACUGGACCUAAUGGUCAGGGGUCCCUUUACCGUUACCCUUUCUUUUGGUCAUUAAAAAUAAUAAUAAAUGUUCUCCUCUGUUUCUGCAUUCUUCUCCUUUCUUUUUUAAUGCUCAUAAAGAUUUGGUGCCCCAAAGGGUGUUUCCUUUCCCAGGCCUCCUUAUAUUGUUUCCUCGGUUCCCAUUUUUCAGCCCUCUGAGACACAACGUUGCUCAUAAACAUGCUUUCGGCUGGUGGAUUCAUGUGUGGUUCUCUAUAGCAACAAACAAAACCGUGAGUCAGAAACUGGCAUAGAGCUAUAAACACGUUGUCCGUCCCCACCCCCCUCCCCAGACAUUGCCCAGCGUUUUCUUAAUUUCUGUGGCAUGCUGCUGAGUCCUGCUGUAGAAAAUGAAGUUGCCCCUGAUAUCUACUCUGAGUUCCUAACAGAAGUACACCCCUUUUUAUUGGCCCUCCAUCCCCAAGUGGAGGGGGAGGGGGAAGCUGAGCCUGCCGAAUUUCAUUCUGUCAUGCAAUUGUUAAAGUUCUCCAGAGCCCCCCAUCAGAAAAUUUGCAGACACCAUGUCAGCAACAUUUUAAUUUUGUGUUGCACUUGAAUGACUGAAAAACAGGUUCAGUUCUUCUUCCUCACCCCAUCCCACCUCCUGCCCCCAACUCCUGGAAAUUAGGAACAGAGGAGCCAGAUGCAAAAGGGAACAGGAUUCCUGCACCUUUAAUAAUUUACUUGCAUGGCAUCCAGCCAACCUAGGUAGGAAAUUCACAUAGGUACCUCCGGUUAGCCACUGGCCUGGUCCAGAUGCAAAGUUCUAGAUCCAACAGCUCACAUGUUAGAGCACAUCCUCCAAGUGUCCCUAUUUUCCAGGGACAUCCCUGAUUUAAAGAAGCCACCCCACUUUCUGAUUUGAUCCCAAAAUGUCCCACUUUUCCUUAGGAUGUCCCUAUUUUCACUGGAGAAACGUUGGAGGGUAUGGAGUUAUCCGACCCCCAAGCCAUCUGAAGGCAGUCCUGUAUAGGAAAGGGUUUUGGUUUUUUAAAAAAAAAAGUUUAAUUUUUUAAUGUUUUUAUAUAUCGUAUUUUUCGCUCUAUAGGACGCACAGGACCAUAGGAGGGGGAGAACAGGGGGGGGAAAAUCUCCCCCUUUCUGCUCAGCGCCCCUUCAGCGAAGUGGCAGGAGAAACGGAGCCCCUUCCAUUUCUCCUCCCGCUUUGCUGAAGGAGCGCUGCGCAGAGAGGGAAAACUGUGCAGCGCCUCUCCAGCGAAGCGAAGCCUGGAGAGCAAGAGGGAGCGGUGUGCACCGAGCCCUCUUGCUCUCCAGGCUUCAGGCGGCUAUCAGCAAGCCUUCGGAGUGCAGCGAGAAAGCAAUGUGAAGCCUCCGGAGCGCGGGGGGAGCGCUCCCUCUGCGCUUCGGAGGCUUCGCGUUGCUAUCGCUGAAGCCAAGGAGCCUGCAUUCGCCCCAUUAGACGCACACACAUUUCCCCUUAAUUUUUGAAGGGGAAACAGUGCCUCUUAUAGAGCGAAAAAUACGGUAUGUCAGAAGCUGCCCAGAGUGGCUGGGGCAAGCCAGUAAGAUAUGUGGGGUAUAAAUAGUAAAAUUAUCAUUAUGGAAUGGGACGUCCCUAUUUUCACUGGAGAAAUGUUGGAGGGUAUGUUAGAGAAGGAACAAAAUCAGGCUUCAAGAGCUCUAUCUUUUCCCCUUUCCUGUGCCCGCAGCAAAAUCACAGUUUUGUGGUUUGGAUGUUGCGAGGAAAGCAUGAUUUAAUAGGUAGCAACUCAAUGUUUGGCAGAUAGAGAUCUCUGUAGUAGCAAUUUAUCUCUGGAACUCUCUGCCACAAGGAAGUGCAUGUGGUCAUCAUACUUCCUUCACUGGCAAAGAACCCCAUGCAAAAUGACUGCUGCCUGUAAAUAGUUUUAAUUGGAUUUUGGAUAAAUGUGCAAUUAAUUGUGGCUGUUUUGAAUUUUAUUGUGUAAUUAUCUUCCUUAGUGUGUCAGGCAAACCACUAUUCUGAGUCAUGCUUUUUUAAAGAGCAGGGUAGGGGGCAUUGGGGAUGAAUAUAUGCAACCAAGGGGGCAGCGGCUCCAAAAAGUUCAGAAACCACUGGUCUUGGGCAAAUGUUAAAUGUGUUUUCAUCACUGAUGAGAUUAUAUCUCACAAUCCCUAAAUGUUCUUCUUGGUCACUUGAAUAUGAUUAGUUCACUCUGGGCAACAUGACUGACUGUUGUUGAACAUUUCUGGAACAUAAAGAAGGUUUUUUGUUUGUUUGUUUUCCUGCAUCACAUGCUUAAGCAAAAGCACUUCUGGCCCAGCUUGCUUAGGAACAUGCCUCGGUAAAUGUCAAAACUCGCUUUCAGACAUUCUGCCAAUGUUUUGUGUAAAUACAGUAGCCAAAACUCAGAAUUCAAUCGCAGACUAUGAAUGAGAUUCAUAAACUAAAAUAAGAGCAUGUGAAGAGCUCUGCUGGAUCAGGCCAUGGUCCCAUCUAAUCCAGAAGCAUCUUCUUCAUCAUUUUUUAUAUUUCAUUUAUGAUUUUAAGUUUUAUACAUUUCAAUAAUUUUUUAAUCAUUUUAACAUUUCAAAACUCGACUUCCUUCCCCCCCUUUCUACGGUUCCUUAAAUUUAUUUUUAAUAUUUUCUGCAUUUCCAAAUUAGCUUAAUUUGCUCAUUUAUUCAUCUUCUUUAAAUAUAUGCUCUUUUAAAACGGCAGGUUAUUACAAUAAACCUGCCAGUGUUCUUAUCUGUUUACAGUUUGUUUGUAAAUAGUCUAUAAACCAUUUCCAUUCUUUUAUAAAAAGUUUGUUAUCUUGAUUUCUUAUUUUUGGGGUAAGUUUCGCCAUUUCUGCAUAUCCCAUAAGUUUUUGUAACCAUUCUUCUUUUGCUGGGACUUCUUGUUUCCCUUUUGGGGCAAGUAACAUUCUUACUGCUGUAGUUGCAUAUAUGAAUAAAUUUCUAUACUGUUUGGGUAGUUCUGUCCCUAUAAUUCCCAAAAGGAAAGCUUCUGGGUUGUUGUUGUUUUUUUACAAACUUUAUUUUUAAACAUCUUUUUCAAUUCAUUAUAUACCAUUUCCCAGUAAGCUUUAACCUUAGUACAAGACCGCCACAUGUGAUAAAAAGAACCUUCUUUCUCUUUACAUUUCCAACACUUGUUUGGUUUGGAUUUAUACAUUUUUGCCAAUUUAUUCAGUGUUAGGUACCAUCGAUAUAUCAUUUUCAUAUAAUUUUCUCUUAGACCGUAACAUGCUGUAAAUUUUAUAUCCAUAUUCCACAAUCGUCCCCAUGCCUCCAUAUCUAUAUUAUGGCCAAUAUCUAUUGCCCAGUGUAUCAUUGAGGAUUUUACUUGCUCAUCCUUUGUCUCCCAUUCCAAUAAUAUCUUAUACAUUUGAGACAACAAUUUUACAUUACAUUCCAACAGGUCUCUCCCCAGUUGUGAUAUUUGUUCCCCCAACAUCCUCUUCUUACAGUGGCCAGCCAGAUGCAGCCAGAUGCCUGCGGGAAGCCCACAUUUAGGCCUGAGGGCAACAGCACUCUGCCCACCUGCAAUUCCCAAUGGUUACAAGUUUUAAAUUCACAGUCUCGUUCUAUUUGUUGCUCACUCUCACUCUUGCUCUCUCCGUUUCUCUCUCUUGUUGGGCACUCAAAUGCCAACUCUUACAAUACAAGAAUACAGUGGUACCUUGGUUUACAAACUUAAUCCAUUUUGGAACUCCAUUCUUAAACCAAAGCAUUCUUAAACCAAGGCAUGCUUUCCCAUAGCUGCGGGGGAACACACUCAACAGGAAGCGGAAUAUGUUCUGUUUCCAAGGCAAAGUUCACAAACCAAAACACCUACUUCCAGGUUUGCAGCAUUCUUAAUCCAAGUUGUUCAUAAACUAAGCUGUUCUUAAACCAAGGUACCACUGUAUUUAAAAGCUAUUGGCUUCCCUCAUUCAGAGUAAACACUACUGCAGGGGUCAGCAACCUAAGGCCCAUGGGCCACAAGUGGCCCAUGGGGUUCGUUUAACCGGCCCCCGAGCCACCCCCGAACUGAGCCGCCCGCUCAGCGAGUCCCCGCAUGCUGUGCUAAACCAACACAGCACAGUGCGGGGACUCGCUUCCACGAUGCCAAAAAUCGUGUCUGCGCAGACGCAGAUGCCGGAAAUUGCAGGCGGGCACACUCACACACACACACGAUCCAGCCCACGGAGGGAUCUCCACUGGAGUAAACCAGCCCAGGCAAGGUAAACCUUGCCGAUCCCUGCACUACUGAGCUAAAUAGUAAAUGCCCUGCAACAUUCUUGGGACGCUCCUUUUUCGAUUUUGUGUGUACAAGAGUUCCGGAUCAAAAGACGCUCAUCUUCAGACUCUCGUGAGAGUGCCAGACCAGAAAAGGAGCAUCUUCUGACCCAGCUCUCUGGUCCAGCAGACUUGCACCAUAGCGAGCACAGGGAUGAGAAAUGGGACAUUCCGGGAUCCCAUCAAAAUUGCCUCACGGGUUCCAGGAUGCCCCACUUAAAACGGCUCAGUUCAGGCACAUAGAGCCAGUGUGGUGUAGUGGUUAAGAGUGGUGGACUCGCAAUCUGGGGAACCGGGUUUGCGUCUCCGCUCCUCCACAUGCAGCUGCUGGGUGACCUUGGGCUAGUCACACUUCUCUGAAGUCUCUCAGCACCACUCACCUCACAGAGUGUUUGUUUGUAGGGGAGGAAGGGAAAAGGAGAAUGUUAGCCGCUUUGAGACUCCUUCGGGUAGUGAUAAAGUGGGAUAUCAAAUCCAAAUCCAAACUCUUAAACCGGCUUCCUGCGCUCCAGUUAAAAACAGCAGCUUGGGAAAGCAAGCUGAACAUCCUGGGCAAAUAGAAAGGUCUUCACCUGUUGCUGAAAGAAUAGCAAACGUGAUGCCAGGCGAAUUUCCUUGAGAAGGGCAUUCCACGUGUGGAGCAACACAGACGAAAACACCUACUUCAGAAGUUGAGGAGGCUCAAACAAAGGCCUCUGAUAAUACUAUUGAGGCAGGGUCAGUGGAGAGAAAAUAACCUUCUAGCCACCUGGUUCCCAAACUAUUUAUUUUGCUAACAAGGCUUCCUCCACAACAUUCAGACAUGGGCCACAUCCACACCACACAUUUGAAGCACUGUACCACUUUAAACAAUCAUGGCUUCCCCCCAAUAAUUCUGACAGGUGUUUGUUUGUCAAGGGUGCAGAGAAUUGUUAGAAGACUCCAUCUCCCAGAAUGCUUUGGGGAAAGCCAUGGUUGUUUAAAGUAGCAUCACAGGUGCUUUAAAUGUAUGAUGUGAACAUGGCCCUACAUACACAGCCCUGAAGUAGUUCUAGGAUGCCAACUUCUUGACUGGCACCUACUUCUGUAUCUUUAAGGUAAAGGUAAAGGGACCCCUGACCAUUAGGUCCAGUCGUGGGCGACUCUGGGGUUGCGGUGCUCAUCUCGCUUUAUUGGCCGAGGGAGCCGGCGUACAGCUCCCAGGUCAUGUGGUCAGCAUGACUAAGCCGCUUCUGGCAAACCAGAGCAGCACACGGAAACACUGUUUACCUUCCCGCCGGAGCGGUACCUAUUUAUCUACUUGCACUUUGACGUGCUUUCGAAGUGCUAGGUUGGCAGGAGCAGGGACUGAGCAACAGGAGCUCACCCCGUCAUGGGGAUUCGAACCGCCGACCUUCUGAUCGUCAAGUCUUAGGCACUGUGGUUUAACCCACAGCGCCACCCAGCAGCACCUAAAUCAGCAGGCCAUGAGGGAUGCAGCUGGAAGCACCUCUCCAUGCAGUACAAAGCUUCCUCUUUCAAUUUCUGCAAGUCACAAGGCUAGGCCAAGGUGAUUUUUUUCAGGUCAGCUUGCAGCCCCAUCUGCUCAUGAGCAAUUGCAAAGUGUGCUUCUGUCAGCAGUGAGUCACUACAGAGAACACACACACUGCAUCAGAGAGAAAGUUUUCCAGACAAAUAGAACUUUUAUUUCUAUUCAAGAACAGAUUUGAACUCUGAUAGCUCCUUUUCUCUAUAAAUUAAAGGGCUGAUUCUACCAAUUGUCUAAACUCAUGAUUCCCAUAAAUAUCUUGUCUCCAAGCUUCCUUAUUAAAUGCCUGGCUCUCAUUGCCAAGCAAGUGUUAGGGUUUUCGUUUUGUUUUUUUGCAAGCAGUCAUGCCAUUUAUGGUGAUUUUUACACAGAGGCUAGAUGUUUCUUCUCUAGAAACAUCACCAAUAAAACCAGCAGACUCGUGACAACUUCUAAACUUACAGAAGUAUAUAACUCCCCCAACCGCCUGAUUUCUCUGAUCUUGUCAGGGUUCCUCUCAGCGUGUUGGUUGGUCUCAAAUUGUUGGUCUGGUCUAAAAUAAAAGGCACCUCUUUAGGACAGGGAGGAAUGGACGUGGGAGGGAGACCAAAGCCAUAAGCUUUCUUUUUUCUUUCUUUUUUGGAGUUUGCAAAGGAUUUUUUUUUAAUUUUUAUUUUUUUCAAUGCAGAAUCAUAACAAAAAUUACAAACAUUGAAUCCAAAAUAAUACUAUACAAAAAAACCCCGAACAUUAAAAAAAAACAGAAAAGAAAAAGGGAAAGGAAACAAAGGAAACAAAACAAAACUAAACAAAAACGAAAAAGCACACAUCUACAGAAAAAAACCAUAUUACGUACAUAAACACAUAUUGACUUACUUCCUUUGUUCUAAGACCUCAAAAAAUUUACUAUUACUAUAUUGUUGUGUCUAAUUAGAUUACUUCCACCUUUGUACUUUGUUCCAUGAAAAUCUUGUGCCAUAAUAAAGUUUGUUGCAUCUUUAAGGUGCCAAAAUACAGUUGAAUGUGCAAAAAUGCACAGAGCUAUAAUUUCCAGAGUGCUUUAACAAUCCGUACUCCUUCUCAGGGAACUCUGAGAAUUGUAGCUUUGUGAAGGGAAUGUUGUUGUUGUUUAGUCAUUUAGUCAUGUCCGACUCCUUGUGACCCAUUGGAUCAGUGUACUCCAGGCACUCCUGUCUUCCACAGCCUCCCGCAGUUUGGUCAGACUCAUGCUGGUAGCUUCGAGAACACUAUCCAACCAUCUCGUCCUCUGUCGUCCCCUUUUCCUUGUGCCCUCAAUCUUUCCCAACAUCAGGGUUUUUUCCAGGGAGUCUUCUCUUCUCACGAGGUGGCCAAAGUAUUGGAGCCUCAGCUUCAGGAUCUGUCCUUCCAGUGAGCACUCAGGGCUGAUUUCCUUAAGAAUGGAGAGGUUUGAUCUUCUUGCAGCCCAUGGGACUCUCAAGAGUUUUCUUGGCAGGGAUACUGGAGUAGCUUGCCGGUUCCUGCUCCAGGUGGAUCACGUUUGGUCAAAACUCUCCACUAUGACCUGUCCAUCUUGGGUGCUCUGCUCGGCAUAGUUCAUCGUUUCUCUGAGUUAUUCAAGCCCCUUUGCCACGGCAAGGCAGUGAUCCAUGAAGGGGGUGAAGGGAAUAGGGGUCUCCUAACAACGCUCAGAGACUACAAUUCCCAGGAUUCUUUGGGGGAGGGCCUGAAUGGUUAAAGAGGCAUGAUACUGCUUUAAAUGUGCUGUGGCAGAUGGGACCUUUGAGUGUGUUUACCCAGCUGUCCUUGAGCUGUAACAGUGUCUCUUGCUUGGAUGAAGAGGGUGUGCACCUAGAAACCGCUGGCUUCCGUGUAGCUGGAAUGUGGCCUCUUGCACAAGGGUAGCCCAUUGGUUGCAUCACACAUUUUUACCUCUGGGAAUUCCCACUGUGUUUUGGCCAUGCUCACCAUUCACAUGUGAGCGCCCCUGAAGCUUGCACCCAAGGAGAUACUUUAGUCGGGCAGGAAAAGGCCCCACCUCCACCCCUGUACUAGACUGUAGCUGAAACAGAAGCAUGAGGGCUGUCUUAAAGCGCUUCUCAAAAGUGCUGUUUGAAACAGCCACACACAUCUUUCAAGUAAAGGAGAAAGGGGCAGAUGCUUCAAACAGCACUUUUGCAAAAGGCUUUAAACUGCACAUUUGGCAGGUGUGCACAUCCCUGUCCACUUUUCAAUCCUGUGAUGACAUAAUGAUGUCAUGUGAUUGGCAGGUUGUUAAAUAUGGUCCAUGGGGUUCGUCCCGAAACAGUAAGGCUCCACCCACACCCAUGCUAAAGGAUAAGGAAUAAAAUGAUCAACCACAUCUAACUGGCGUAUUUAUUAGUCAGCAAACUCUUGUUUGGCCUUCAGAGAUGGAAUACAUUGGCACAGAAAUGAUCAUUCAACAGAACACCCAUGAGUCAUUUAAAAAGCACUUUUUUUUAGUGAGGAUUUCAUUUGACCAAGUGUGAUAUCAGUUCCCUCAUGGGACAAAUCCAGUCAUAAGUAAUUGUUUGACAUUUCCCUGUUAACAAUGGACACAAGUGUGCAGCUAAUACAUUGGGAAUGUGGCAGGAUGGAAAGAGGCGAAGCAAAUUCUGAAUAACAAAUUACCAGCAACAGUUGCAAAGCUUCUAGAACAGGAGUAGGGAGUAUUUUUGUAGCCUGGGGUCCACAUUCCCCUCUUUUUGUGGGGCCAGAGGCAAAAGUUUGUGGAACAAUGGGUGUGACUGUAUCCCUUGUACAAUAGACUGUGAUUCAGCCACACAAAAUUCAGAGGUUUCUACUCACAUACACACUUCUCCAUCCCCAACCCAAGCGUUAUCAUUGCUCAAAGACAAAUUCUAGUAAAAUGUUUGAGAGGGCAUUGAUUGGGGCCAGUGAAGAGAUGUGGCCUGGAAAUAGGUGUGGCUGUGUGAGAGUCCCAAUGGCCAGAUAGAGAGCAUGGAAGAUCACAUUUGGUUCUGGGAUUGAGGUUCCACACCCCUGUUCCUUGGGAUACCUAUGCAGUGGUAUCUCGGGUUACAUACGCUUCAGGUUACAGACUCCGCUAACCCAAAAAUAGUGCUUCAGGUUAAGAACUUUGCUUCAGGAUGAGAACAGAAAUUGUGCUCCAGCAGCGUGACGGCAGCAGGAGGCCCCAUUAGCUAAAGUGGUGCUUCAGGUUAAGAACAGUUUCAGGUUAAGAACGGACCUCCAGAACGAAUUAAGUACUUAACCUGAGGUACCACUGUAUAGCAAAAUGUGAUCUAUACAGGAUGGGGUAUCUAUACAGGAGGGUACCUUGACCCUCCAGAUGUUUCUGGACUAUCCCCUCAAUGGUUGGCAAUGAUGGGAGUCUCAUCUCAGUAACAUCUGGAAAGCCAAAUGUUCCCCACACCUGGAGUAUGGCGACUGAGCCUCCAAAGUCAAGCUGAUUUUCACUUUUGGUGAAAUCGGGCAACAGCUAAGGGAUGCACAGAAGCCCCUCUGUGAAACUUUACUUGUCUUGCCAAAGCUCUUUUGGGUACCCAUUAAAUUGCUUAUGGCACAAUCCUAGAGCUAUCAACUCACAAGUAAGCCCUGUUGAGUUUAUUGGAACUUUCCCCCAGGUAGGUAGGUAGGAAGGCAAGCAAGCAUAAGAUUGCAGCCUUAGAUGUUUCAUCCAGGUUCCACGCACAUGUCUAAACAUCGUUGAGAUUGGGAGACCAAUUGUGGCCCCACCUCGAUUUAACACAAUUAGAAGUUGCCAUAUACCUGCCAAUGGGAGGGGAAGGAGAAACAAACCGGUGCUGCUUCCCCACCACCACCACCCCACCCCACCCCCGUCUUCCACAAAUGGGGAGUGGAAGUGACCUGUGACCCAGCAGAUGUUUCCGUACUGCAGUUCCAACCAUCCUUGACCAUUAGCUAUACUGGCCAAGGCUGAUGGAAUUUUGAGCCCAGAACAUCUAAAGGGCCAUAGACUUCCCACUUAUAACACAGAACAUCAAUUUCCCCCCAUUUUAAUCGUAUUUAUGUAUUUUUAUUAAAUUUGUAUACCGCUCUUCUUCCAAAGAUCCCAGGGAGGUUCACAGCAUAAAAAUAAUACAAAAUAAAAACACAAAGGACAUAAUAAAAACAAGAACAAAACAAACCCAUUACUACACCAUCCCUUCCAUGAACACAUUUUAAAGGACAUAGUCUGUUAAUCAGCCAAAGGUCUGGUUGAAGGGGAAUGUUUUUGUCUGGCUCCUAAAGAUGUAUCAUGAAGGCACCAGACAAGCCUCCUUGGGGAGAGCAUGCCACAAAUGGGGAGCCACUGCAAAAAAGACUCGUUCUUAUAUUGUCACCAUCUGGACCUGUCAUGGAGGAAGGACACAGAAGGGCCUGAGGUUAUGAUUGAUGGGGAGAGGUGGUCAUUGAAGUAGCUGCCAGACUAUAAAAUGCUUUUAUUAUGGUUUAGCAUAAGCUGAAUCACAUGUUCUAAAUGGUGUCUCUUGAACACUGUAGUUUCAGAAAGCAAGUCCAUUGUGGUUUGCUUUGGUAACUGAAGAUCUAAGAGCUCAUGCAAAUGUUGCAUUUUGUGCUAUUUUAAUAUAGCAUUAGGUUGCUACUUCCAUUUGUAACUGGAGCUGAAGACCCUGAACUCUGGGGAAAGCAGAAGAUAUUAAAAUAAAUUGAUAUUGAUGACAUCAAGUGAGAAAACUAUUUUUGUGUUCUUCGUACCACAGAGACAGCACAUUUAGCAGACAGAGAGCCAAAGAUUGCUCAUCCCAGAUGAUGCACUUGGGGAAAAGAAAGCAAUUAUAUACAUUCAUACAUCUCGCUCGCCAUUCACUUCUGCAAAGUGGCCCUGCAGAUGUUGUUGGACUCCAGUUCCCAUCAGCCCCAGAAAACAUUGUAAAUUGUCAGAGAUUAUAGGAUUUGUAGUCCAAAAUAAAAAAUCUGGAGGGCUACAGGUUGCCCAACUCCAAUCUAAAUAAGAGAUAACAUUUAAAUACUGCAUAUACACACGUCCCCUUUUGUCUUCUCUGUCUCUGUGUGUGUGUGUGUGGGUGGGUGGGUGUGCGUGUGUGAUAGUCUUAUGAUAUUUAAAUGUUCUUCUGAUCUGUCUUAACGCCUACAGACUUCUUUCAAAACUAUUCCCUUGUUUUGAAAGCAGUCCAGUGGCUACUGGAAAUAGUUACUACCACAAAUUCCAUCAAUGCCUCACAGAAGGAGGUUGACACAAAGCAUCAAUUGUCAGAGAUUUAUGUAAGGAGUGAAAACUCUGGAAAUGUUGGCUGCGGUGAAAAGUGACUAACCAGAGUGAGAGUUUUUACGUGUAAUUCUGUAUAUAGGAAAAGAAACGAGAUUUGCUCAAUGUGCGGUUCGUUCGUUCGUUCUGAUUUCCGGAAGCCUGUUUUGGAGCCCCUUGUGGUGUGAGGAUGCUUAGUCACAGAACAGCACAGCUGAUAGAGAAAACCAAUUCAUAUUCAGUCCUGCAAAGCCACUCACCAGGAAGAAAAUGCCACAGAUUCAUCCAUACCGUUCAUUUCAUUGUAAGAUUCCCAGCUCUCUGUUGACCAUAUUACUUUCUCCUCCAAAUCACUGCCUUCCCACAUUUGCCCCUCUCUCAAUCCAUAUUUUCUCAUACCCUGUCCUUUUUAUAGUAUCUCUAGUAUGAAAAAAUCCAGAGGUCAGGAAGCUUACUAUCCACGUUAAACAACAGUAUGGCUGGGCCCUGAGUAGAUAGCCCACGUGAUGUUUCAUCAAUAGCUCAAAUCUGUGCCAUUUGUGAUCCAGCCAGAGCACACCAGCCUUGUAUCUUGAGCUCCGGUGCAGACAGGGAAUCGUUCUGGGCAACGUCCCAGGGGCCACAUGCUGCUGGUGGAAGGGGCCAGAGGGAAAAGUGGGGCUGAGCAACAAAUGUGACUUUCACCUUUGGACAGCAGGCUAGUUUCUUCUUCACUCACAUGCCUCUCUGACCUUCAUCCCGGCAAGCAAAAAGCAUCAUCAGAGAUCAAGGUCCUAUAGUAGUACGGCUAAAUCGCUCAAGGAGGGUUCAAAGCAGGGCUGUGACCAGGAACAGAUAGAGAGACAUGUGGACCUAACCUUCCCCAUCCCUGUCUUGCGUAAAGGUAAAGGGACCCCUGACCAUUCGGUUCCGUCGUGGUCGACUCUGGGGUUGCAGUACUCAUCUCGCUUUAUUGGCCGAGGAAGCCGGUGUACAGCUUCCGGGUCAUGUGGCCAGCAUGACUAAGCCACUUCUGGCGAACCAGAGCAGCGCACGGAAAUGCCGUUUACCUUCCUGCUGGAGCAGUACCUAUUUAUCUACUUGCACUUUGACGUGCUUUCAAACUGCUAGGUGGCAGGAGCAGGGACCGAGCAACGGGAGCUCACCCCGUCGCAGGGAUUCAAACCGCCGACCUUCUGAUUGGCAAGCCCUAGGCUCUGUGGUUUAACUCACAGUGCCACCCGUGUCAAAUCUCCUGAUUUUGCAGUCCCAGGGAAACAGCAAAGAAGUUCAACAUGUCCACGCUGGAGAGCUGCAUUCCCCGAGGUGUGUAGGCUUGCUUCAGUCAGUGGUUCUCAGAGAGCAAGUCAAGAGAACCCUGAAUGGGCAGUGCCUUCCAUUUGUUUUCUCACUUUCCAACAAGUAUAUACCUUGAGUCUUCCAGAAUGCAGCAACCUAAACCACUGGUACAAUACAGGAUGCUGUAUGUGCCAUCGUUCCUUGUGUUGACUGUUUGUCGGCAAGAAGUCAUUUGUUUCAGCCAACCUAUCAGGAGCACAUAUAAACUAGUUACAUAGAUUUGUUUUUAUUUUGUUAAAUUUAUUUGUAUGUCAUUGAUAAUUGUUUUAUAUCAUUUUAUGUAGAUAGAUAAUUUAUUAUGGUCAAAGACCAGCUCACAUAACAUAACACAAUAAAAACUGUGUUCAUAAAGAUAAAAUACACAAUCAGAGCAGAUUGCAGCAAUAGCUCAUGAGUUAAAAUUGAGAUAUAUACAUACACCCAUACAACUGAGAUUUGGGCUACUGUAAAAAAUUGACCCUGAGGUGCCCCAAAGGGCAACUUCAGCAUUUCCCUAGUAAGCUAUUUUAUUCUAGAGGAUGAUCUGUGCCUACAAAUUUGGGCGCAGAAUCUGGCUACCAGCCAGGUUGUCUUAUGAUCUUUGCCUCAGAGGAGAGAAUUAAGUUUAGACUUGUCUGAAAUAUUGGUGAACCUCUUCAGCAAAGGAUCAAUGGUGUCUCUACGAAUCUCAACGCAAAAAGGGCAUCUAAAAAAUAUGUGUUAUAUCAUUUUAUGUACAACAGUUAGGGGUUUUUAAAUUAAGUUUUUAAUGAAUUUUUUACAAAAACAACAAAUUGACAUAACCCUCUAAAUUCUCCCAGGCUUUGCACUUCAGAGAAAUCCUUAUCUGUGGACCCGAAUGGCUCUGUUUGCUUUGAGAUGUAAAUCCCUGGAACUGGAUUUAAAGUGAGCUCUUCCAGAUGGGAUGGUCUGUCAUUUUUCUCCUCUGUUCUCACUUGACGCUGCCCAGGAGCACAGAAGUGUCCAAUCUUGGGUUUAUGUCUGGCCGGGUGUGAACGGGUUAACUAUCUGAAAAGUCAACAUUUCUCAAUUUCAUUUUUUUAAAUUGUUCAUUUAAUUUUUAAUUUAAUUGAGCACUUACUGUUCCCAACCCUAACCCUGCGGAAAGCCAUCUAAUUAGACUUUAAUUUGAUUUUGACCUGUUUUUAGGAGGUAAUUUAAUUAUUGAUUUUAUACCAAUGUUAUAUAUCUGAUGUUAGCCACCCUGAGCCCGACUUCAGCCGGCGAGGGCAGGAUAUAAAUAGAAGACGAUGAUGAUUUUAUUUUAAAAAGCAGGCACCGUUCAGACAGAAAGCAGUGUUCACAUGUUGCAUUCAACGAGUGUAUGAGGGCCACCUGGUAUUAUACUUGAGUAGUUGCCCAUGGUGCCCACAGGUGGAUCAGGACCACGUUGCUUUGGUUUUGGGGCAUAUUUCAAUUCCAUCUCUAUUAUGAGGUUAAUAGCCUUUGUUUUUCACUCCUGUGGGUGGGACAAUUGUUUGAUGGCUUGUUUGAUCAUUCCAGCUUCGGGGAGACAACUCAGACCAGAAGACACUGAGGCUGACGGCGAGGCUGAUGCAGAAGAUGACUCUGUGAGUAACACCAAACAGUUUUGCAGCCACCACUGAGAUUUCUCAGCAUCUUUUCCUUUACGACAGGAGCCAAAAAGAACAAGAAGUCAAACUAAAGCCUGAGUUUAAUUCACAAACCAUACUGACUCCCUUUUAAACCCUGAACUGGAAUAGAAUAUGCAAUUUUAUUUGAAAGUCUCCAGUCCAUAUUAAAAGUAACCCAGAGCAGAAACCUAAAAAUUGGGAUAUGACUGCCUGGUACUUAAAAAUAGUAAAGAUAAAGGUAAAGGGACCCCUGACCAUUAGGUCCAGUCGUGGCCGACUCUGGGGUUGCGGUGCUCAUCUCGCUUUAUUGGCCAAGGGAGCCGGCGUACAGCUUUCAGGUCAUGUGGCCAGCAUGACUAAGCCGCUUCUGGUAAACCAGAGCAGCGCACGGAAACGCCGUUUACCUUCCCGCCAGAGCGGUACCUAUUUAUCUACUUGCACUUUGACGUGCUUUCAAACUGCUAGGUUGGCAGGAGCAGGGACAGAGCAACGGAAGCUCUCCCCGUUGCGGGGAUUCGAACCGCCAACCUUCUGAUCGGCAAGUCCUAGGCUCUGUGGUUUAACCCACAGCGCCACCCGUGUCCCUUUUUGUACUUAAAAAUACUCAGGGCUAAAGCCCAUGGCGCAUAUUUGCCUCUGGGCAAAUGAAGAUGGCUGGUGGGAUUUUACCUGCGCUGCAUCAUACAGCACACCUGUUUAAAAGUGCGAGGGGCUUGGGUUGAGCUGUGAAGGGAUAGACACAGGAUUGGAUGAGGUGUAAAAUAAAAGGUUUUUUGUCAGUUGUAAAGGAGGAGUGGUGUGAGAAAAGUGUGGGGUUGGUAAAGGGAUUGGUGAGUAGGUGAGGUUGGCGAAUAGAGGCAGCAGCCCCAGUUAUAUGUAAUAAAUAAUGGUUUGCAUAGUCGAUUUGAAAAUUUUGGCUGUGGAAAAAGAAGAAGUUAGGUAUGUCCGAAGAGUCCUGCUGGAUCAGCUGAAAAAUCCACCGUUAUGUCAGUGUCCGAGCAAAUGACGCUUAAAAACUCACAGCGCUGGUAUGAAGGCAUAUGGCCUCUCCCACUGUUUGCCCCCAGGAAAUGUCAUUCACAGGCAUACCACCUUUGAUCCUGGUUUUACUGCCACUCCUUUACAGAUACGCAUCUAACUCUUUUUUUAGUUUUGUCACAUUUCGCUGGGGGGAAGGUGAUGCAAUGAUUUCAAAGGAUUCCCUUCCUCUGCUGCUUCCUCUGCUUAAAUUAGGGAUGGGGAACAUUUUUUAAGCCAGUGGCCACAUUCCAUCAGGAAAAAUGGGGGGGGGAGCAAAUGAGGGGGAGGGAGAGAGCUAAGGGUGGAUAGAGCUGCAGCCAAAAGUGAACAGGGAUACCUUAAGCUCUCUUUUUGCCACCUUUUCUCUGGAAAUGUCUAGCUUCUGUGCUGGGCACCAAGAAAGAGGCUCGUCUUCCUUAGCACCCAUUGCAAAAACACAGUGGGCUGUCAGAGGAAUAGAGUGACCUUGGGGGUAGAGGCUAGGAGGAGAAACCGGGACUGGGAAGGAAGGGAUGCAGGCUAGACAAAAACCUACCAUGCACCAGAUCCUUGGCCCUGAUUUAAACUCUUCAAAGUGGAAGCAUCCAUUGUUCAUCAAGUAAUAUUGAAUAGGGGGUACCUGUCGAUGGUGGAAGGGGCUCCCUUGAGACUGCCUCCCUUCAUUGGGGGUUUUUAAGCAGAGGUUGGAUGGCCAUCUGUCAUGGAUGCUUCAGUUGAGAUUCCUGCAUUGGGUUCCUUUCCAACUCUACAAUUCUAUGCUAAACUCUGUUGUUGUUCCACUCCUACAGGUCGAUGAAGUGACAACUGAAAACAUACGACCAAGACCACAAGGAUCCUCUCCUGUUUAUGAGUAUUGCAUAGAAGAUGAAUAUUUUAACAAAAAGGCAAGACGUGACACAAUGGGAUUUUGUCUUUCACUGUUUUGCUAGUGUCAAAUUCUCAGUUCUUUUGGACCAUUGAGACAAUGGCUUCCUUAGCCCUUUGAAGUUAAAGGCAAAACUGGCAUCAGUUGGCCGUGGAGAGAACCACCUGUUCUUUCCCCAAAGAAUGCCCCAUGCAAGACACUACAUAAUUACAUCAUGUUGUCCCAAAUUCUAGAGGGAAAGCCAAUGGACCAUUAAGGCAGCUAAGCCCUGCAAGGAAAGAGUGGUGGUAGUGAGACCUUAAUCACCAUGAUUGUAAAGAUAAGCCAUCCCUCACUUGGCCAAAUACUUGGCUGAGUACUUUGGCCCUGCCCUAGAUAAAAUCAUUGAAACCAAGCAUAUAUGGCCAGCUGGAAAAUCUGAGCAAAUAAAAGUGUAUUUGCCUGGUGACAAAAUGGCCCUAUAGUUUAUUUGCAUUUUAUGUACUAUUUAUUUUUCACAAUUCAUAUACUGCUUAAUUAUACCUUCAUUGCAUAUCUUUAGGUACCAUGUGCCUCUUCACCCACCCAAAUCUUUGGCUAAUUAAACAAUGUAGGGCCUUUUAAACUAAACUUACUGUUCUCUGUGCUAUUAUGUUAUGUAUUUUUGUGUUCUUAUACUGUAAACCACCCUAUGAUCCUUGAAUGAAAUGCAGUAGAUAAAUGUGAAUAAAUAGGGGUUUUUCCCUGGUCCCUGUGUUCUUAUACUGUAAACCACCCUAUGAUCCUUGAAUGAAAUGCAGUAGAUAAAUGUGAAUAAAUAGGGGUUUUUCCCUGGUCCCUGUGUUUGGGUAUGUACACACACAUACAUAUAUACCUUUGAAGUCUGAAGAGAGGUGAUAAUGUGUGCAGAUAACUGAUUAUCGCAUAUUUCAGAACCCUUGAAAUGAAUUGUCCAGCUAUUGUUAACUGCAGUGCCACUCCCACCACCGAAAAAUAGCUAGUGAGACUACAGAAUGACAGAUGUGUGAGAAGUUUGGCAUGAUCUGUGCAAAUCCAUUUUAGCUUACUUAAAAAUUACACCUCUGUUUGCAGCUUCAGCAAGAUAUAGAGAACAGACAAAGACGGGAUUCUUCUAUCAAAAUGAGUGAUUCACAGGUGAGCUUAAGGUGUCCGAUAAACACCAGGUACGCCCUUCUGUACAGAAGAGCAUUGUUUCGGAGCUCUUCAAACCGAAUGAUCUUCUCAUUGAUACCUGUCCCUGGAAGGGAAUGCAAGCGCAGAUUUACAAAUACAAGCUUUAACUGUUACUUGCCAAAGAAUACUUCCCAAACUGGUUCCAGUUUGCGAAGCCACAGAGGGCCAGUCCAUGCAAGUCUUGGGUGUGUGUAAGUUGUAUGUUUGGAAAAUAUGCAUGUACAGAUCCCCGCAGAUAGGUACGCACUCACACAACUCGGUCUACACAUGGUGUGGGUGUGUGCCUGAAAUAUGCAUUCAAGCCUCACUGCCUGUGUGAACCAGCCUAUAGACCAAAGUCCCCACCCACAGAUUCUCACUUGACACAGCGCUGAAGAUUCUACGUAUACGUAUCCAGGGCUCUGUUGUACUCCAUGCUAAGAAUAAUAAUAAAAUAUCUAUGUCCAGGACAUCCAAACAAUGAUGGAUUCUGCAACCAAUAUUUGCAUUAUUUAUUCUACAAUGUUUUCUUUUCUGCAUAGUUUAUUUUGGUGUUGCUUGCAAUGGGAUGGGAAGAGACAUGGCCACUUUCCCCCUUGGAAGUCAUCUGAAACUGGAAAACACUCUACCCAGAAAACCUUUAUGUUGACUCUGAGUAUGUGCAAAUAAGCCCAGCAGUUCCACAGUUGACAGUGUAGUUUGCUGUUUUCUGGAUGCCAAGAGUUUCAACUAUUCAGUAUAAUGUCAGGUUGAAACCAAAUUGUGUGGGAAGAUCUCCAGGUAGACUUUUCACAAUCAAUCAAACUGUUUACCCAAGUUACCUUGGGGUUCAAUUAAUUUGCUGUAGAGCAGCCACACCUGUGAAACGAAACAGGAUAUGCUGGAGCUGCGAAGAAUGAUAUUGAAUAUACCCAUUGUACACCUAAGUGAACAUUCGUUUUUCAAAAGGAGCCAAAUUUAAUAAUAUUCAGAGCAUUGUAAUAGUCAUGCUACUAUCUCUGGAUGAGAGACUACUUACUUGAGAUGCAGUUAGAGUUCUGUUUUGGUUUAAAACCUGGAUAAGGAAACUUUUUAGCCUUUCAGGGGCUAGAACAUUCUAGAAGCUUUUGUAAAUCUACACAAUGUGCAGAAGUGCGCCUUCCAUGCAACCACCCAUCAGCUGAUGUUUACCGAUGUUAUGACAGGAAUGGGUUGAAGUCUUCAAUGAAAUGAGUUUUGAUAAUGUACUUUUUGGUCCAACUAGGAAUCUAUGGAGGUUACCUUACAAACGGAAGUCGAAUCUGGUGCAAGUGGAUUUAGUGUGGCUGGUGGAGGAACUGAAGGAUUAUUUGUGAAGCAAGUGCUCAAAGAGUCCCCAGCAUCGAAGUUAUUCAGUCUGAGAGAAGGUACAGUAUGGUCUAAUGUCACAUUUAUUUUAGUAAAAUUAGCUACGAAAGUGAAACCUGGGUGGGGUAUAAAUUAUUAUUAUUAUUAUUAUUAUUAUUAACCUAAUAAAAAAGUUAAUUAAAAUGUUGGUCAAAUUCAUGCAAACUUUUUUUUAAAAGCACAUUGGAAACUGUAGAGGAGGAGAAAGUGGGCUUUCUCUUUUUUAAACAAAUGGCUGAACAAAUAACAGUAGAAGAGCCGGGACUAACCUACUUACAGUGCAAUCCUAUAAAUAUCUACUUAGAAGUAAGCCCUAUUGAAUUCAAUAGGCCUUACUCCCAGGCAAGCUGGUAUAGGACUGCAGUCUUAGUCAAUUGGCUAUGGUCUAAAAUUAUCUUGACGGAUAACCAGCUGUAGCUGGAGGGCUUAGAAUCUGUAAAAAAAACAACAACUGUACAAAUAAAAUCCUGCUCAUGAAUGCUCACACAACCUAAGGGACAAUUCAAAUGAUCAGAUACAGUAGUUUUGUACUCCGUGGUGAUCCCCACACACACCUGAGACAACAACCUGUUUGAUGUUCACUUGCAACCUGGUUUUGUGAAUGCAUGCAUAAAGUGCCCGUGCUGCAGGAUUAUCUGAAGAUCUCUCUGAAAACCAGCUUGGCCACAAUUCUGCAUGCACAAGUUUGGGAUGCUUGUUAUUUCCAUCAUAUGACCUGAUUUCUUGCAGGAAGGAGAGCUCCGGUGUCCAUGCAGAAUUAAUGUAACUGGAAAUUCUAUGCAAGAUGUCAAUACUAGCAUUUAAUUCUGGGAGAUAUUCUUUGUAAAUAUUUUCAUGAGCAGGUUGUUGAAUCAAGACACUAGAAUAUGUGUUUUUUAAUGGUACAACAGGCUCCUUUUCAACGGAUUUAGAAAUGGCCACAUCAUAGCUGUCAACGUUUCCCUUUUUUAAAUGGAAAUUCCCUUAUUCUGAAUAGGAUUCCUUGCAAGAAAAGGGAAAAGUUGACAGCUAUGGCCCACGUGGGUGGGUGGGUAGGAUGUUUGCUAUUGUUGAUAGAUGUCUUUGCAUAAACAAGGCAUCUAAUUAAUGAGCCCGAUAUUUUGACACCCAAUUAGUUUCUGCUGCCUCUUUUCACAGGUGAUCAGCUUCUAAGUGCCACGAUCUUUUUCGAUAAUAUCAAAUAUGAAGAUGCACUCAAGAUUCUGCAGUAUUCCGAGCCGUACAAAGUACAGUUCAACCUCAAAAGAAAGCUCGCCAGGAAGGAAGAUCUUGAAACAAUGCAUUUUGCAACGCAAUCCAAAAAAGAAAAAAUGAGUCAGGUAAUGCACAUCUGUAAAAUUACACUUCAGAUCAAGGCAUGGAUCUUGGGGGAGGUAUUAAACUGACCAUCGCUUGUGUAAUUUUAGGACAGUGGUCUAGAUCCGGCGAUAUAUUGGGCAAACAGAAGGGCAUUUCUGCUAGACCAAGGUAGCCCUGUCAAAUUAUCACAAUUUUUUCAACCCCACUGCUGCACCUCUCCACUCCAUUGCUGCACUACACAUUUCUCCAACAGUGAGCCAAGAAACCUCCAUCAUGCAAACUAAUACCCACUCAUCUGUCUCUGGAUCCAACCUUCAGGGGUGUUUUUUUUUUUAGUGGAAGUGAAAUUUGAGGGGAUGCGGCCUUUGAGGCAUUGAAUUGUUGAAGCCCUUUUUGUGUGUUUUCUUCAGUUUCUGUAAGAAUGCAGAAAGCCUGUCAGAAUAGUGUGCAAUCUUUCUCUUUCUCUUUCUCUCUCUCUCUGUGUGUGUGUGUGUACACACACACACACACACACACACACACAUUGGGUUGUCGGGCGUCUUUUUAUUAUAAUUUAUUGAAUUUUAUACCGUCCUAUACCCGGGGGGGUGGGUCCUCAGGGCGGUUCACAGAAUAAAAUCAAGAUAUAAAACCACAAAAUACAUAGAAAAAAUAAAAACAACCCAAUAUCCCCCCCCAUGCACAAAAAAACACAUUUUAAAAGGACAUAGGAUGUGUCAGAUGAACCAAAAGCCUAGUUAAUGUCUUGAAGACUUUUUAAUACCAAUAGGCCCAUGCAGCUGUUUUUUGGGGGUGAGGAUUACUACUUUUUUAAUGUGUUUAUAUUGCUGUACACUGACCUGAUGUUUCAUGGGAGGGUAGUAUGUAAAUACUUUUAUAAAUAAAACAGAUACAUAAAGGGGGUAUUUUUAAGCCCAAGGACAACUUUCCUUCAUGGACAACUUCCUGAGGGACACAGGCCAGCAGUAGACAGGGCCUGAGGUAAAUGUGGAGGCGGCCAUAGACAUACUUUGAUGAGGAACAUGGCUCUUUGUAUAGCAGGCUGCAUUUUUAUCCAAAGUAUUAAAUGUGGUGACAAUAAUAAAACAAAACAACACCACAAACUGGCUUAUAAGUAUAAAACCAAAUUUACUAGAAUAAUAGCUAGAAUAGAGAUAGACUUGUAACCAUUCAAACAACAAACAUAUUAAGGUGCCAAGACAAAGCCUGGAGACACUGUAAACCUUUGAGUGGAUAAAUGUACAAUUCUAUCUUAACAAUGUAAACGUUAUACAGACUGGAUAAAUGAACCGUUCCAACAAGUAACGCAAAUCCAAUCACAGAAUGGCAACCUCGUGCCGCCACAACAGCAAGGGUAGCACACUGGGAGAAUAUGAAAAAGUUUCAAAAUACAGUCUGUAUAAUGUUUGCUGGACAUGUAAUUUGUUAAAAUAGAGUUGGUGGCUGCGUUUCUGGAACCAAUGAGAGGAAAUAAAUUGUAGAAAACUCUGCAAUAGUUGCUACGUUGAAAUUGCAGAGGAAUAUUGUAACCGGAGGGCAAGAAUGAUGCCGAAAGCCAGGUGGAAUCUGCACACGUAUUUAAAAAAUGCUGUGAAAACGUUUGUUGUUGGUUUUUUUUAAAAAAGUUUUGGGGGGGGGAAAUACAUUGAAUUUGCCAUAGCUCACUGUCGCCAUCUAGUGUCACAUUUGUAUAGUGCACUUAAAAUGUUUUAUUUGCAGCUGUAUAGCUGAGUCCCCAGUCUAGCAGCAACCUUUUGCUGAUGCAUGCGAGUAAAGGCAUUUCAGCGACACCAACUCGCAUCAUCCAACGUCUUAGCCUUUUGCACCAAAGUGGAGUGGAGCCCUGGCCUCAUCAGUGCUGCUGACAGCAUUUUGUUUUCUGAGGAGACAGAGCCUACUCCUGUUCUGUUUGUGUGUGGUCAGCUGCUGUAAUGCUAGGCCCGAUCCCCAGGUUAAGGGGUUGAGAAACAGGUCUCCUGUCAGCAGCUUCACGUUUCAGGUGAAUCACAGCACUUGACAAGCUGAAGAGAACUGGCAUAUUAGUAUGGUGCCUAAGGACACUUCUUUGGAGCAGAAGUAUCCCGCCCGCCCGCCCCCCCGAAUUAAUCGCUUCCUAUGAAGCAUCUCAAAGCAAUUUCACGAUACGAUAAAAGCCACAAACAGAACAGCUGGUUACGUAAAGACAGUUGAAACAAUUGCUUAUAUAAAAGCAAUUUAAACAAUUGCACAUAGAAAGCGAUUCCAAAUAAAUUCAAAUACCAAUUGGAAUGAAAACCUCCACUUAAAAGGCUUGCGGAAAGAGGAAAUCCUUCAGCUGGCACAAAAAACCCCCCAAUAAAAACCAGACCUGUCUGGUAACUGGAGGAGGUUCCAUGCUGCCACACUAAGGGCGUAUUUCUGACAUUGUGCAGAGCAGACAUCCUAAUAUGAUUGUGUUCGAAACAUAGAAUUGUAGAGCUGGAAGGGACCCCAGGGUUAUCUAGUCCAACCCCCUGCAGUGCAGGAAUAUGCAGAUGGUCUAUAUAUAUAAUAAUAUAUAAUAGUAAUAUUUUUAUUUAUACCCCACCUCAGGUUGCCUCAGGUGGCUUCCAACACACAAAUAAAUAAUAAUAAAACAUCAAGCAUUAAUCAGAUUCUAUAGUACAUAAAAAGUCACAAUAACUUUAAAAUAAGAAAUUUAUAUCAGACAAAGCACUAUUCAAUAAUCCAAUAGUAAACGGUAAAAUUAAACGUCAGCAGAUAAUAAUUUAACGGUUUACACUUAUCAAUUCCAAUAAAGAAUUACUAAUCUAUAAUCAAUAAAGUAACAGCAAAUGCAUAAAAUAACAGCAGACGCACAAAACCAUGUAAAAGGGUCAAACUGAGAAACAAGGACACACAACUUAGUUUUUAAAAAGCUAUCCCUGAACUCCUCUCUUCCCAGCUGUUUCUGCUGUCAUGGUCUGGGAAAGGCUCUUUGGGAUGGAGGUUGCGACAAGGCAGGUGGAAAAGCCAUUGCCUGCAGAAAGUCUUUCCCCACUCAGUUCUUCCUCUGGAGCAGAGCAGGUCUCCUAUAAAUAUAGGUUGUGGUGACCUAUGGAACACAAUGCACACUCCAGUUGUGAGAUGCAAGGAUGCAAGACCAAGGUCCUCUUACAGAGGGUAGGCUUAUUAUACACCCUUGCGCAAAUUAAUUGAAACAAACAAUGUAGUUUAUUGUACAAAACUCACAUAUACAUGUAGAAAACUCACAUUAGUAACGGAUAUGACCUCCACUAUUUUUAAGCAGCAUUUGAACACGGUUUGGCAUGGAGUCUACUAGUUUCGAACAGUCACUGUUGAAUUUCGGAUCCCUGUAUCACACUUGAAUCAGCGCCUGAAUGAGCUUCUCCAUAGUCGUACAGUCUACAGCAUGGAGGCGACUUUUGCAUAUAGCCCACAAGUUCUCAAUGGGAUUUACGUCCAGGGAAUUCCCUGGCCAAUCAAGUACCUAUAUUUGCUGCUCUGUCAUGAAUUUCUUCACCACUUUCAAUGUGUGACAGGGGGCUAGGUCCUGCUGCAAUAUCCCAGUACCAUCAGGAUAUGUUUUUUUCCAGCUCUGCAAUAACUCUCUUUCGUAGAACCUCAGUAUAUUGUGGCGAGCACAUUAUUCCUUCUAUUGGCUGUAGGCUUCCGACACCAUUGUGACCAACUCAUUUUUCGUGUUUGUUUUGAGUACAGGAUUACGAGUAAGAUAGAAAACAUGCUUUGUUUCAAUUAAUUUUCACAAGGGAGUACACCUUCUCUUAUUAACAGCUUCACACUGUGUCGUAGCGGCUAGGAACAUUGCAUCUAGGUUUCAGGAGGGGUACAUCACUGGGGAAUGGGAAAAGACUGCAAAAUUGAGUAAGUUGUAUUAUCUACAUGAUAUUUUUCAGCAAGUGUUUGUCACCUUGAAUUGCUAGAGGAACCUAAUGGUCAGGGGUCCCUUUACCUUUUUACAUUCCCGGAAGCAUGAGGCUUUUAUGGAAUGUGAAUCAGUUGUUUUGGAGACUCGUGCACACUCCUGUUUGCUCUGCUUCCAGCGACCUCCCAGCACUGGUUUGUGAAGCCGUGCAUGCACAACGUUGGCUACAAGUCACAUCUGUCCUGUAGUUCCCUGAGAAAUAGCGCAUUUUGAUGUGUUUUCUCCCUAACCAGCUUCAGUCUGAUUUGAAAAUGUAAGCCAUAUGAUGACAUCCAUGCCCCCUCUCCACUCACUGAUGUGGGCAGGCAAUGGGAGACUUGGAAAAACAUCCAACCUUUUAUCUCAUUGUAUUAUGAAAAAAAGGGACGCCGGUGGCACAGUGGGUUAAACCACAGAGCCUAGGACUCGCCGAUCAGAAGGUCGGUGGUUCGAAUCCCUGCCACGGGGUGAGCUUCCGUUGCUCAGUCCCAGCUCCUGCCAACCUAGCAGUUCGAAAGCACGUCAAAAGUGCAAGUAGAUAAAUAGGAACCACUCUGAUGGGAAGGUAAACGGCGUUUCCGUGCGCUGCUCUGGUUCGCCAGAAGCGGCUUAGUCAUGCUGGCCACAUGACCCGGAAGCUGUACGCCGGCUCCCUUGGCCAAUAAAGUGAGAUGAGUGCCGCAACCCCAGAGUUGGUCACGACUGGACCUAAUGGUCAGGGGUCCCUUUAUCUUUUACCUUUAUUAUGAAAAAGCUUUAAUAAAAAUUAUUAUUAUUAUUAAAGGGAAAUACACCCAACCAUGCUGAUGUGUGCAAUGAUGUCCAAAUGUGAUUUGAAAUGAAGCAGAGGGAAAUCAUCCCACUGUGUUUUAAGCUGGUAAUGUGUACACAGCCCAAGUCUCUCUGUUAAUUUAGUAUGUGUUAUCGUUUUGGGGUUUCUUGUUGCUAUUUAUUCAUUUAAACAUUCUGAUGUACAUUGCUUUCAACAAUUUUGAAGAUGCAAAGGGGUGGGGAUUAAAUACAUACGUAAUAAGUACUACAACCAUUUAUUUUGGAAAUUCUAUUUCUCAGGGGAAGGAAGCACUGGAAACAUCAGAAAAGACAUUCACAGAAGAAGAUAAAGCAGACUUAAUUGUAAAACAAAGAGUUGGAAGACCAAAAAGAUCCAAGAAGGACAGACUUUCCUGGCCAAAAUUCCAGUCAUUAAAAGGUAAAAAGAUACUGGGGCAAAGGAGAUCUCGUAGCACGUCAGAUGCAUACGAACAUGCGAUUCCGGAUAUUUCCCCAACAAGCACAGACACAGAAUCACAAUUUCAGCCAGAAGAAAUUCAUGCAAAAGUUAAAAGAGGAAGUCAAAAGAAACUAAGAUUCCCCAGUAUUGGAUUCAAGAUGCACAGAACUAAACAAGAACCAGAGGAGAGGACAAAAUACGAAGUCAAACCUCUCACAGACUAUGAAAAUGAUACUGCGCAGGAAAUCCCAGAAUUAAUAACAGUGCAAUAUUCUACUUCACGGGCUAAAGAGAAAAAACUGGAGGAAAUACAGGAACCCAGAAAAGAUGUUAAGGAAACAAAAUUUGAACUGCCAUACCAUACAGGUAAAUACCCUGAAGUUGAAUUAACAAUUAAAAAAACGAAAGAAAAGAAAUCAAAAUCCAAAGCCAUCACAAAAAAAUCAGAAACGACAGUGAUAACAACACAGAUAACAAAACCUAUAUUGCAAACAGGUGAAAUACAAGAUGUACAAAUAAAGCAGUUAACACCACCAAAACAACGAAAAAAGAAGCAAAAGGGAUCCACAGAAAAAAUGUAUACAAAAUUACAAAUGGACAACGAACAAACAGAAAAAGAAAAAAAAGACAUGGAUGGUAUCCAAGGAGUAAUUAAUCAAAAUGAAGAAGAUUCAAACGUCAUGAUGGCAACAACUGACAUACGUAUGCCGACAGCCAAAGCUUCUUUGGAAUUUAAAACUCCACACAUACAACUAGAGACACCAUCAACUGAUAUGUCUCUGGGUGCUGCUGAGAUUAAGAAGGAGGGCAUGGACACUAUGUUUAAAAUGCCAAAAUUCCAAAUGCCCAAAUUUGGAACAGAACUGAAGGCUCCAGACUUAAAGGUUGAGGCACAAUCGGCUGAUAUUGCUGUAGGUGGAGUUGAAGCUAAUCUGGAGGGCACCGACAGUAAAUUUACGAUGCCAAAACUCCAAAUGCCCAAGUUUGGAAUGUCACUUCCCAAGGAGAAACUCGCUGCAGAGGGAGAAAUCACCUUACCUUCUGUGGAAGUGGAUAUCUCCAAACCAGAACUGAAAGGGGAAGUGACCCUGCCCUCUGUGGGCAUCGAGACUGAUGGGAAAUUGCCCGGAGCUGAAAUGAAGGCACCUAGUGUGGAGUUGGAGGUUGCUGAGAAGGGCAAAAUCAAAACGCCUGAUGUCAAAAUGCCAAGCGUCAAGGUCCCAAGAAUAAAACCUCCUCAAGUGGGAGACUCACUGCCCAAGGUUGAAGCAGACAUCUCUGCUCCCAAAGCAAAAGUGGAAAUUCCACAGACAGAGGUCUCUGUUAAGGUGUCUGAAGCAGAAGGGAGAAUCGAGAGUGGAGGGAUGAAAAUACACAUGCCAAAGUUCAAGAUGCCCAGCAUGGGUUUCUCCAAACCAGAAAUCAAAGGUCCCAAAGUCGAUGUGGACAUCAGCGCACCCAAGGUUGACAUUGCUCUUCCAGACAUCAAUGUAACCAAGCCUGAGAUCAAAGCAGGUGACAUUUCAGCAGACAUGAAGUUCACAGGACCUGACGUACAGUUUCCAAAGGGGGAGGCUUCCUUGGAACUGAAGGCUCCAGACGUAAAGCUUGACGCACCAUCGGCUGAUAAUGAUGUAGGUGGCAUUGAAGCUAAGCUGGAGGGCACGGACAGUAAAUUUAAGAUGCCAAAAUUCCAAAUGCCCAAGUUUGGAAUGUCACGUCCCAAGGGGAAAGCCGCUUCAGAGGGAGAAAUUACCUUACCUUCUGUGGAAGUGGAUAUCUCCAAACCAGAACUGAAAGGGGAAGUGACCCUGCCCUCUGUGGGCAUCGAGACUGAUGUGAAAUUGCCCGCAACUGAAAUGAAGGCACCUAGUGUGGAGUUGGAGGUCGCUGAGAAGGGCAAAAUCAAAAUGCCUGAUGUCAAAAUGCCAAGCGUCAAGGUUCCAAAAAUAAAGACUCCUCAGGUGGGAGUAUCGCUGCCAGAGGUUGAGGCAGACAUCUCUGUUCCCAAAGCAAAAGUGGAAAUUCCAGAGGCAGAGGUCUCUGUUAAGGUGCCUGAUGCAGAAGGCAGCAUCGAGGGUGGCGGAAUGAAAAUACACAUGCCAAAGUUCAAGAUGCCCAGCAUGGGUUUCUCCAAACCAGAGAUCAAAGGUCCCAAAGUCGAUGUGGACGUCAGCGCACCCAAGGUUGACAUCGCUCUUCCAGACGUCAGUGUAACCAAGCCUGAGAUCAAAGCAGGCGACAUUUCAGCAGACAUGAAGUUCACAGCACCUGACGUACAGUUUCCAAAGGGGGAAGCUUCCUUGGAACUGAAGGCUCCAGACCUAAAGCUUGAGGCAGAAUCGGCAGAUGUCGUUCUAGGUGGAGUUGAAGCGAAGCUGGAGGGUACGGACAGUAAAUUUAAGAUGCCAAAAGUCCAAAUGCCGAAGUUUGGAAUGUCACUUCCAAAAGGGAAAGCCACUGCAGAGGGAGAUAUGAGCUUACCUUCUGUGGAAGUGGAUAUCUCCAAACCAGAACUGAAAGGGGAAGUGACCCUGCCCUCUGUGGGCAUCGAGACUGACGUGAAAUUGCCUGGAGCUGAAAUGAAGGCACCUAGUGUGGAGUUGGAGGUCGCUGAGAAGGGCAAAAUCAAAAUACCUGAUGUCAAAAUGCCAAGCGUCAAGGUUCCCAAGCUGAAGACUCCUCAAGUGGGAGUAUCGCUGCCAAAGGUUGAGGGAGACAUCUCUGUUCCCAAAGCAAAAGUGGAAAUUCCAGAGGCAGAGGUCUCUGUUAAGGUGCCUGAUGCAGAAGGCAGGAUUGAGGGUGGCGGAAUGAAAAUACACAUGCCAAAGUUCAAGAUGCCCAGCAUGGGUUUCUCCAAACCAGAAAUCAAAGGUCCCAAAGUGGAUGUGGACGUCAGCACAGCCAAGGUUGACAUUGCUCUUCCUGAUGUCAGUGUAACCAAGCCUGAAAUCAAAGCAGCUGACAUUUCAGCAGACAUCAGCCUUUCAGCACCUGACAUGAAGUUUCCAAAAGGAGAGGCUUCCUUGGAACUGAAGGCCCCAGACCUAAACGUUGAGUCACCAUCGGCAGUUGUCGCUCCAGGUGGACUUGAAGCAAAGCUGGAGGGUACGGACAGUAAAUUUACCAUGCCAAAACUCCAAAUGCCCAAGUUUGGAAUGUCACUUCCCAAGGGGAAAGCCACUGCAGAGGGAGAAAUCACCUUACCUUCUGUGGAAGUGGAUAUCUCCAAACCAGAACUGAAAGGGGAAGUGACCCUGCCCUCUGUGGGCAUCGAGACUGACGUGAAAUUGCCCGGAGCUGAAAUGAAGGCUCCUAGUGUGGAGUUGGAUGUCGCUGAGAAGGGCAAAAUCAAAAUACCUGAUGUCAAAAUGCCAAGUGUCAAGGUUCCCAAGCUGAAGACUCCUCAAGUGGGAGUCUCGCUGCCAAAGGUUGAGGGAGACAUCUCUGUUCCCAAAGCAAAAGUGGAAAUUCCAGAGGCAGAGGUCUCUGUUAAGGUGCCUGAAGCAGAAGGCAGCAUCGAGGGUGGCGGAAUGAAAAUACACAUGCCAAAGUUCAAGAUGCCCAGCAUGGGUUUCUCCAAACCAGAGAUCAAAGGUCCCAAAGUUGAUGUGGACGUCAGCGCACCCAAGGUUGACAUUGCUCUUCCGGACGUCAGUAUAACCAAGCCUGAGAUCAAAGCAGGCGACAUUUCAGCAGACAUCAGCCUCUCAGCACCUGACAUAAAGAUUCCAAAGGGGGAAGCUUCCUUGGAACUGAAGGCUCGAGACCUAAAGCUUGAGUCACCAUCAGCGGAUGUCGUUCUAGGUGGAGUUGAAGCGAAGCUGGAGGGUACGGACAGUAAAUUUAAGAUGCCAAAAGUCCAAAUGCCCAAGUUUGGAAUGUCACUUCCCAAGGGGAAAGCCACUGCAGAGGGAGAAAUCACCUUACCUUCUGUGGAAGUGGAUAUCUCCAAACCAGAACUGAAAGGGGAAGUGACCCUGCCCUCUGUGGGCAUCGAGACUGACGUGAAAUUGCCCGGAGCUGAAAUGAAGGCACCUAGUGUGGAGUUGGAGGUUGCUGAGAAGGGCACAAUCAAAAUACCUGAUGUCAAAAUGCCACGCGUCAAGGUUCCCAAACUGAAGACUCCUCAAGUGGGAGUAUCGCUGCCAAAGGUUGAGGGAGACAUCUCUGUUCCCAAAGCAAAAGUGGAAAUUCCAGAGGCAGAGGUCUCUGUUAAGGUGCCUGAAGCAGAAGGCAGCAUCGAGGGUGGCGGAAUGAAAAUACACAUGCCAAAGUUCAAGAUGCCCAGCAUGGGUUUCUCCAAACCAGAGAUCAAAGGUCCCAAAGUCGAUGUGGACGUCAGCGCACCCAAGGUUGACAUUGCUCUUCCAGACGUCAGUGUAACCAAGUCUGAGAUCAAAGCAGGUGACAUUUCAGCAGACAUGAAGUUCACAGCACCUGACGUACAGUUUCCAAAAGGGGAGGCUUCCUUGGAACUGAAGGCUCCAGAUUUGAAGGUUGAGGCACCAUCGGCUGAUAUUGAUGUAGGUGGCAUUGAAGCGAAGGUGGAGGGCACGGACAGUAAAUUUAAGAUGCCAAAACUCCAAAUGCCCAAGUUUGGAAUGUCACUUCCCAAGGGGAAAGCCACUGCAGAGGGAGAAAUCACCUUACCUUCUGUGGAAGUGGAUAUCUCCAAACCAGAACUGAAAGGGGAAGUGACCCUGCCCUCUGUGGGCAUCGAGACUGACGUGAAAUUGCCCGGAGCUGAAAUGAAGGCUCCUAGUGUGGAGUUGGAUGUCGCUGAGAAGGGCAAAAUCAAAAUACCUGAUGUCAAAAUGCCAAGCGUCAAGGUCGCAAAAAUAAAAACUCCUCAAGUGGGAGUCUCGCUGCCAAAGGUUGAGGGAGACAUCUCUGUUCCCAAAGCAAAAGUGGAAAUUCCAGAGGCAGAGGUCUCUGUUAAGGUGCCUGAAGCAGAAGGGAGCAUCGAGGGUGGCGGAAUGAAAAUACACAUGCCAAAGUUCAAGAUGCCCAGCAUGGGUUUCUCCAAACCAGAGAUCAAAGGUCCCAAAGUCGAUGUGGACGUCAGCGCACCCAAGGUUGACAUUGCUCUUCCGGACGUCAGUGUAACCAAGCCUGAGUUCAAAGCAGGUGACAUUUCAGCAGACAUCAGCCUCUCAGCACCUGACAUAAAGAUUCCAAAGGGGGAAGCUUCCUUGGAACUGAAGGCUCGAGACCUAAAGCUUGAGUCACCAUCCGCUGAUAUUGAUGUAGGUGGCAUUGAAGCGAAGGUGGAGGGCACGGACAGUAAAUUUAAGAUGCCAAAACUCCAAAUGCCCAAGUUUGGAAUGUCACUUCCCAAGGGGAAAGCCACUGCAGAGGGAGAAAUCACCUUACCUUCUGUGGAAGUGGAUAUCUCCAAACCAGAACUGAAAGGGGAAGUGACCCUGCCCUCUGUGGGCAUUGAGACUGACGUGGAAUUGCCCGCAGCUGAAAUGAAGGCACCUAGUGUGGAGUUGGAGGUCACUGAGAAGGGCAAAAUCAAAAUACCUGAUGUCAAAAUGCCACGCGUCAAGGUUCCCAAACUGAAGACUCCUCAAGUGGGAGUAUCGCUGCCAAAGGUUGAGGGAGACAUCUCUGUUCCCAAAGCAAAAGUGGAAAUUCCAGAGGCAGAGGUCUCUGUUAAGGUGCCUGAAGCAGAAGGCAGCAUCGAGGGUGGCGGAAUGAAAAUACACAUGCCAAAGUUCAAGAUGCCCAGCAUGGGUUUCUCCAAACCAGAGAUCAAAGGUCCCAAAGUCGAUGUGGACGUCAGCGCACCCAAGGUUGACAUUGCUCUUCCGGACGUCAGUAUAACCAAGCCUGAGAUCAAAGCAGGCGACAUUUCAGCAGACAUCAGCCUUUCAGCACCUGACAUGAAGUUUCCAAAAGGAGAGGCUUCCUUGGAACUGAAGGCCCCAGACCUAAACGUUGAGGCACCAUCGGCAGAUGUCGCUCUAGCUGGAGUUGAAGCGAAGCUGGAGGGUACAGACAGUAAAUUUAAGAUGCCAAAACUCCAAAUGCCCAAGUUUGGAAUGUCACUUCCCAAGGGGAAAGCCACUGCAGAGGGAGAAAUCACCUUACCUUCUGUGGAAGUGGAUAUCUCCAAACCAGAACUGAAAGGGGAAGUGACCCUGCCCUCUGUGGGCAUCGAGACUGACGUGAAAUUGCCCGGAGCUGAAAUGAAGGCACCUAGUGUGGAGUUGGAGGUCGCUGAGAAGGGCAAAAUCAAAAUGCCUGAUGUCAAAAUGCCAAGCGUCAAAGUUCCCAAGCUGAAGACUCCUCAAGUGGGAGUCUCGCUGCCAAAGGUUGAAGCAGACAUCUCCCUUCCCAAAGCAAAAGUGGAAGUUCCAGAGGCAGAGGUCUCUGUUAAGGUGCCUGAAGCAGAAGGCAGCAUUGAGGGUGGCGGAAUGAAAAUACACAUGCCAAAGUUCAAGAUGCCCAGCAUGGGAUUCUCCAAAUCAGAGAUCAAAGGUCCCAAAGACGAUUUGGACGUCAGCGUCCCCCAGGUUGACAUUGCUCUUCCAGACGUCAGUGUAACCAAGCCUGAGAUCAAAGCAGGUGACAUUUCAGCAGACAUGAAGUUCACAGCACCUGACGUACAGUUUCCAAAGGGGGAGGCUUCCUUGGAACUGAAGGCUCCAGACCUAAAGCUUGAGGCACCAUCGGCUGAUAUUGAUGUAGGUGGCAUUGAAGCGAAGCUGGAGGGCACGGACAGUAAAUUUAAGAUGCCAAAACUCCAAAUGCCCAAGUUUGGAAUGUCACUUCCCAAGGGGAAAGCCGUUGCAGAGGGAGAAAUCACCUUACCUUCUGUGGAAGUGGAUGUUUCCAAACCAGAACUGAAAGGGGAAGUGACCCUGCCCUCUGUGGGCAUUGAGACUGACGUGGAAUUGCCCGGAGCUGAAAUGAAGGCACCUAGUGUGGAGUUGGAGGAUGCUGAGAAGGGCAAAAUCAAAAUACCUGAUGUCAAAAUGCCAAGCGUCAAGGUUCCCAAAAUGAAGACUCCUCAAGUGGGAGUUUCACUGCCCAAGGUUGAGGCAAAUAUCUCUGUUCCCAAAGCAAAAGUGGAAAUUCCAGAGGCAGAGGUCUCUGUUAAGGUGCCUGAUGCAGAAGGCAGCAUCGAGGGUGGCGGAAUGAAAAUACACAUGCCAAAGUUCAAGAUGCCCAGCAUGGGUUUCUCCAAACCAGAAAUCAAAGGUCCCAAAGUCGAUGUGGACGUCAGCGCACCCAAGGUUGACAUUGCUCUUCCAGACGUCAGUGUAACCAAGCCUGAGAUCAAAGCAGGUGACAUUUCAGCAGACAUCAGCCUCUCAGCACCUGACAUAAAGAUUCCAAAGGGGGAAGCUUCCUUGGAACUGAAGGCUCCAGACCUAAAGGUUGAGGCAACAUCGGCUGAUAUUGAUGUAGGUGGCAGUUGAAGCGAAGCUGGAGGGCACGGACAGUAAAUUUAAGAUGCCAAAACUCCAAAUGCCCAAGUUUGGAAUGUCACUUCCCAAGGGGAAAGCCACUGCAGAGGGAGAAAUCACCUUACCUUCUGUGGAAGUGGAUAUCUCCAAACCAGAACUGAAAGGGGAAGUGACCCUGCCCUCUGUGGGCAUCGAGACUGACGUGAAAUUGCCCGGAGCUGAAAUGAAGGCACCAAGUGUGGAGUUGGAGGUCGCUGAGAAGGGCAAAAUCAAAAUGCCUGAUGUCAAAAUGCCAAGCAUGAAGGUCCCUGAGCUGAAGACUCCUCAAGUGGGAGUCUCGCUUCCAAAGGUUGAAGCAGACAUCUCUGUUUCCAAAGCAAAGGUGGAAAUUCCAGAGGCAGAGGUUUCUGUUAAGGUGCCUGAUGCAGAAGGCAGGAUCGAGGGUGGCGGAAUGAAAAUACACAUGCCAAAGUUCAAGAUGCCCAGCAUGGGAUUCUCCAAAUCAGAGAUCAAAGGUCCCAAAGACGAUUUGGACGUCAGCGUCCCCCAGGUUGACAUUGCUCUUCCAGACGUCAGUGUAACCAAGCCUGAGAUCAAAGCAGGUGACAUUUCAGCAGACAUGAAGUUCACAGCACCUGACGUGCAGUUUCCAAAGGGGGAGGCUUCCUUGGAACUGAAGGCUCCAGACCUAAAGGUUGAGGCACCAUCGGCAGAUGUCACUCUAGGUGGACUUGAAGCGAAGCUGGAGAGCACGGACAGUAAAUUUAAGAUGCCAAAAUUCCAAAUGCCCAAGUUCGGAAUGUCACUUCCCAAGGGGAAAGCCACUGCAGAGGGAGAAAUCACCUUACCUUCUGUGGAAGUGGAUAUCUCCAAACCAGAACUGAAAGGGGAAGUGACCCUGCCCUCUGUGGGCAUCGAGACUGACGUGAAAUUGCCCGGAGCUGAAAUGAAGGCACCUAGUGUGGAGUUGGAGGUCGCUGAGAAGGGCAAAAUCAAAAUGCCUGAUGUCAAAAUGCCAAGCGUCAAAGUUCCCAAGCUGAAGACUCCUCAAGUGGGAGUCUCGCUGCCACAGGUUGAAGCAGACAUCUCCCUUCCCAAAGCAAAAGUGGAAGUUCCAGAGGCAGAGGUCUCUGUUAAGGUGCCUGAAGCAGAAGGCAGCAUUGAGGGUGGCGGAAUGAAAAUACACAUGCCAAAGUUCAAGAUGCCCAGCAUGGGAUUCUCCAAAUCAGAGAUCAAAGGUCCCAAAGUCGAUAUGGACGUCAGCACCCCCAAGGUUGACAUUGCUCUUCCAGACGUCAGUGUAACCAAGCCUGAGAUCAAAGCAGGUGACAUUUCAGCAGACAUGAAGUUCACAGCACCCGACAUAAAGAUUCCAAAGGGGGAAGCUUCCUUGGAACUGAAGGCUCCAGACGUAAAGCUUGAGGCACCAUCGGCGGAUUUCGCUCUAGGUGUAGUUGAAGCGAAGGUGGAGGGCACGGACAGUAAAUUUAAGAUGCCAAAACUCCAAAUGCCCAAGUUUGGAAUGUCACUUCCCAAGGGGAAAGCUGUUGCAGAGGGAGAAAUCACCUUACCUUCUGUGGAAGUGGAUGUUUCCAAACCAGAACUGAAAGGGGAAGUGACCCUGCCCUCUGUGGGCAUUGAGACUGACGUGGAAUUGCCCGCAGCUGAAAUGAAGGCACCUAGUGUGGAGUUGGAGGUCACUGAGAAGGGCAAAAUCAAAAUACCUGAUGUCAAAAUGCCACGUCACAAACUGAAGACUCCUCAAGUGGGAGUCUCACUGCCCAAGGUUGAGGCAGACAUCUCGGUUCCCAAAGCAAAAAUGGAAAUUCCAGAGGCAGAGGUCUCUGUUAAGGUGCCUGAAGCAGAAGGCAGCAUUGAUGGUGGCGGGAUGAAAAUACACAUGCCAAAGUUCAAGAUGCCCAGCAUGGGUUUCUCCAAACCAGAGAUCAAAGGUCCCAAAGUCGAUGUGGAUGUCAGCGCACCCAAGGUUGACAUUGCUCUUCCGGACGUCAGUGUAACCAAGCCUGAGUUCAAAGCAGGUGACAUUUCAGCAGACAUGAAGUUCACAGCACCUGACAUAAAGAUUCCAAUGGGGGAAGCUUCCUUGGAACUGAAGGCUCCAGAUUUGAAGGUUGAGGCACCAUCGGCUGAUAUUGAUGUAGGUGGCAUUGAAGCGAAGCUGGAGGGCACCGACAGUAAAUUUAAGAUGCCAAAACUCCAAAUGCCCAAGUUUGGAAUGUCACUUCCCAAGGGGAAAGCCACUGCAGAGGGAGAAAUCACCUUACCUUCUGUGGAAGUGGAUAUCUCCAAACCAGAACUGAAAGGGGAAGUGACCCUGCCCUCUGUGGGCAUCGAGACUGACGUGAAAUUGCCCGGAGCUGAAAUGAAGGCACCAAGUGUGGAGUUGGAGGUGUCUAAGAAGGGCAAAAUCAAAAUGCCUGACGUCAAAAUGCCAAGCAUGAAGGUCCCUGAGCUGAAGACUCCUCAGGUGGGAGUCUCGCUGCCGAAGGCUGAGGGAGACAUCUCUGUUCCCAAAGCAAAAGUGGAAAUUCCAGAGACAGAGGUCUCUGUUAAAGUGCCUGAUGCAGAAGGCAGGAUCGAGGGUGGCGGGAUGAAAAUACACAUGCCAAAGUUCAAGAUGCCCAGCAUAGGUUUCUCCAAACCAGAAAUCAAAGGUCCCAAAGUCGAUGUGGACGUCAGCGCCCCCAAGUUUGACAUUGCUCUUCCAGACGUCAGUGUAACCAAGCCUGAGAUCAAAGCAGGUGACAUUUCAGCAGACAUCAGCCUUUCAGCACCUGACGUGAAGUUUCCAAAAGGAGACGCUUCCUUGGAGCUGAAGGCUCCAGACCUAAACGUUGAGGCACCAUCGGCAGAUGUCACUCUAGGUGGACUUGAAGCGAAGCUGGAGAGCACGGACAGUAAAUUUAAGAUGCCAAAAUUCCAAAUGCCCAAGUUUGGAAUGUCACUUCCCAAGGGGAAAGCCGCUGCAGAGGGAGAAAUCACCUUACCUUCUGUGGAAGUGGAUAUCUCCAAACCAGAACUGAAAGGGGAAGUGACCCUGCCCUCUGUGGGCAUCGAGACUGACGUGAAAUUGCCCGGAGCUGAAAUGAAGGCAACUAGUGUGGAGUUGGAAGUUGCUGAGAAGGGCAAAAUUCAAAUGCCUGAUGUCAAAAUGCCAAGCGUCAAAGUUCCCAAGCUGAAGACUCCUCAAGUGGGAGUCUCGCUGCCACAGGUUGAAGCAGACAUCUCCCUUCCCAAAGCAAAAGUGGAAGUUCCAGAGGCAGAGGUCUCUGUUAAGGUGCCUGAAGCAGAAGGCAGCAUUGAGGGUGGCGGAAUGAAAAUACACAUGCCAAAGUUCAAGAUGCCCAGCAUGGGAUUCUCCAAAUCAGAGAUCAAAGGUCCCAAAGUCGAUAUGGACGUCAGCACCCCCAAGGUUGACAUUGCUCUUCCAGACGUCAGUGUAACCAAGCCUGAGAUCAAAGCAGGUGACAUUUCAGCAGACAUGAAGUUCACAGGACCUGACGUGCAGUUUCCAAAGGGGGAGGCUUCCUUGGAACUGAAGGCUCCAGACCUAAAGGUUGAGGCACCAUCAGCGGAUUUCGCUCUAGGUGUAGUUGAAGCGAAGCUGGAGGGUACGGACAGUAAAUUUAAGAUGCCCAAAUUCCAUAUGCCCAAGUUCGGAAUGUCACUUCCCAAGGGGAAAGCUGUUGCAGAGGGAGAAAUCACCUUACCUUCGGUGGAAGUGGAUGUUUCCAAACCAGAACUGAAAGGGGAAGUGACCCUGCCCUCUGUGGGCAUUGAGACUGACGUGGAAUUGCCCGCAGCUGAAAUGAAGGCACCUAGUGUGGAGUUGGAGGUCGCUGAGAAGGGCAAAAUCAAAAUGCCUGGUGUCAAAAUGCCCAAAACGAAGACUCCUCAAGUGGGAGUCUCACUGCCCAAGGUUGAGGCAGACAUCUCGGUUCCCAAAGCAAAAAUGGAAAUUCCAGAGGCAGAGGUCUCUGUUAAGGUGCCUGAAGCAGAAGGCAGCAUCGAGGAUGGUGGAAUGAAAAUACACAUGCCAAAGUUCAAGAUGCCCAGCAUGGGUUUCUCCAAACCAGAAAUCAAAGGUCCCAAAGUCGAUGUGGACGUCAGCGCACCCAAGGUUGACAUUGCUCUUCCAGACGUCAGUGUAACCAAGCCUGAAAUCAAAGCAGGUGACAUUUCAGCAGACAUGAAGUUCACAGCACCUGACAUAAAGAUUCCAAAGGGGGAAGCUUCCUUGGAACUGAAGGCUCCAGACGUAAAGCUUGAGGCACCAUCGGCUGAUAUUGAUGUAGGUGGCAUUGAAGCGAAGCUGGAGGGCACGGACAGUAAAUUUAAGAUGCCAAAACUCCAAAUGCCCAAGUUUGGAAUGUCACUUCCCAAGGGGAAAGCCACUGCAGAGGGAGAAAUCACCUUACCUUCUGUGGAAGUGGAUAUCUCCAAACCAGAACUGAAAGGGGAAGUGACCCUGCCCUCUGUGGGCAUCGAGACUGACGUGAAAUUGCCCGGAGCUGAAAUGAAGGCACCUAGUGUGGAGUUGGAGGUGUCUAAGAAGGGCAAAAUCAAAAUGCCUGACGUCAGAAUGCCAAGCAUGAAGGUCCCUGAGCUGAAGACUCCUCAGGUGGGAGUCUCGCUGCCGAAGGCUGAGGGAGACAUCUCUGUUCCCAAAGCAAAAGUGGAAAUUCCAGAGACAGAGGUCUCUGUUAAAGUGCCUGAUGCAGAAGGCAGGAUCGAGGGUGGCGGGAUGAAAAUACACAUGCCAAAGUUCAAGAUGCCCAGCAUAGGUUUCUCCAAACCAGAAAUCAAAGGUCCCAAAGUCGAUGUGGACGUCAGCGCCCCCAAGUUUGACAUUGCUCUUCCAGACGUCAGUGUAACCAAGCCUGAGAUCAAAGCAGGUGACAUUUCAGCAGACAUCAGCCUUUCAGCACCUGACGUGAAGUUUCCAAAAGGAGACGCUUCCUUGGAGCUGAAGGCUCCAGACCUAAACGUUGAGGCACCAUCGGCAGAUGUCACUCUAGGUGGAGUUGAAGCGAAGCUGGAGGGCACGGACACUAAAUUUAAGAUGCCAAAAUUCCAAAUGCCCAAGUUCGGAAUGUCACUUCCCAAAGGGAAAGCCACUGCAGAGGGAGAAAUCACCUUACCUUCUGUGGAAGUGGAUAUCUCCAAACCAGAACUGAAAGGGGAAGUGACUCUGCCCUCUGUGGGCAUCGAGACUGACGUGAAAUUGCCCGGAGCUGAAAUGAAGGCACCUAGUGUGGAGUUGGAAGUUGCUGAGAAGGGCAAGAUCAAAAUGCCUGAUGUCAAAAUGCCAAGCGUCAAGGUUCCCAAAAUGAAGACUCCUCAAGUGGGAGUCUCGCUGCCACAGGUUGAAGCAGACAUCUCCCUUCCCAAAGCAAAAGUGGAAGUUCCAGAGGCAGAGGUCUCUGUUAAGGUGCCUGAAGCAGAAGGCAGCAUUGAGGGUGGCGGAAUGAAAAUACACAUGCCAAAGUUCAAGAUGCCCAGCAUGGGAUUCUCCAAAUCAGAGAUCAAAGGUCCCAAAGUCGAUAUGGACGUCAGCACCCCCAAGGUUGACAUUGCUCUUCCAGACGUCAGUGUAACCAAGCCUGAGAUCAAAGCAGGUGACAUUUCAGCAGACAUGAAGUUCACAGGACCUGACGUGCAGUUUCCAAAGGGGGAGGCUUCCUUGGAACUGAAGGCUCCAGACCUAAAGGUUGAGGCACCAUCAGCGGAUUUCGCUCUAGGUGUAGUUGAAUCGAAGCUGGAGGGUACGGACAAUAAAUUUAAGAUGCCCAAAUUCCAUAUGCCCAAGUUCGGAAUGUCACUUCCCAAGGGGAAAGCUGUUGCAGAGGGAGAAAUCACCUUACCUUCGGUGGAAGUGGAUGUUUCCAAACCAGAACUGAAAGGGGAAGUGACCCUGCCCUCUGUGGGCAUUGAGACUGACGUGGAAUUGCCCGGAGCUGAAAUGAAGGCACCAAGUGUGGAGUUGGAGGUCGCUGAGAAGGGCAAAAUCAAAAUGCCUGGUGUCAAAAUGCCCAAAACGAAGACUCCUCAAGUGGGAGUCUCACUGCCCAAGGUUGAGGCAGACAUCUCGGUUCCCAAAGCAAAAAUGGAAAUUCCAGAGGCAGAGGUCUCUGUUAAGGUGCCUGAAGCAGAAGGCAGCAUCGAGGAUGGUGGAAUGAAAAUACACAUGCCAAAGUUCAAGAUGCCCAGCAUGGGUUUCUCCAAACCAGAAAUCAAAGGUCCCAAAGUCGAUGUGGACGUCAGCACCCCCAAGGUUGACAUUGCUCUUCCAGGCGUUAGUGUAACCAAGCCUGAAAUCAAAGCAGGUGACAUUUCAGCAGACAUGAAGUUCACAUCACCUGAUGUACAGUUUCCAAAGGGGGAGGCUUCCUUGGAACUGAAGGCUCCAGACGUAAAGGUUGAGGCACCACUAGUCGAUGUUGAUUUGGGAGGUGUUGAGACAAAGGUGGAAGGCAUGGACAGUAAAUUUAAAAGGCCUAAAUUCCAAAUGCCCAAGUUUGGAAUUUCAUUUCCCAAAGGUAAAGCCAGUGUAGAUGGCAUGGGCACCCUACCUUCUGUGGAAGUAGAUAUCUCCAUACCAGAACAGAAAGGCGAAGUCAUACUGCCCUCUAUGAGCAUCGAGACAGAUUUGAAAUUGCAAGGAGCUGAAAUAGGGGCACCUAGUGCGGAAUUGGAGGUCCCUGAGAAAGGAAAAAUCAAGCUGCCCGAUGUCAAAAUGCCAAGCGUCAAGGUCCCCAAAAUGAGGACUACUCAGGUGGGAGUCUCACUGCCAAAAGUACAAGCAGACAUCUCUCUUCCCACAGCAGCAAUGGAGAAUCCAGAGGCUUCCGCAUCUGUCAAUGUGCCUCAUGCAGAAAGUAGCAUUAAGAGUGGCGGGAUGAAAAUGCACAUGCCAAAGUUCAAGAUGCCCAGCAUGGGUUUUUCUAAACCAGAAAUCAAAGGUCCCAAAGUCGAUGUGGACGUCAGCGCACCCAAAGUUGACAUUGAUCUUCCUGAUGUCAGUGUAACCAAGCCUGAAAUCAAAGCAGGUGACAUUUCAGCAGACAUGAAGUUCACAGCACCUAACAUAAAGAUUCCACAGGGGGAAGCUUCCUUGGAACUGAAGGCUCCAGACCUAAACAUUGAGGCACCACCGGCAGAUGUCGCUCUAGGUGGAGUUGAAGCGAAGCUGGAGGGCACUGACAGUAAAUUUAAGAUGCCAAAAUUCCAAAUGCCCAAGUUUGGAAUGUCACUUCCCAAGGGGAAAGCCACUGCAGAGAGAGAAAUCACCUUACCUUCUGUGGAAGUGGAUAUCUCCAAACCAGAACUGAAAGGGGAAGUGACCCUGCCCUCUGUGGGCAUCGAGACUGAUGUGAAAUUGCCCGGAGCUGAAAUGAAGGCACCAAGUGUGGAGUUGGAGGUGUCUGAGAAGGGCAAAAUCAAAAUACCUGAUGUCAAAAUGCCAAGCGUCAAGGUCCCAAAAAUAAAACCUCCUCAAGUGGGAGUCUCGCUGCCGAAUGUUGAAGCAGACAUCUCUGUUCCCAAACCACCCACCCCCCCCCCCCCCCCCCCCCCCCCCCCCCCCCCCCCCCCCCCCCCCCCCCCCCCCCCCCCCCCCCCCCCCCCCCCCCCACCCCCCCCCCCCCCCAAGUCAAGGUCCCCAAAAUGA
Messenger RNA from Podarcis lilfordi (Lilford's wall lizard), 75544 nucleotides. The record is from the annotation of a GenBank genome assembly. Lineage: Eukaryota; Metazoa; Chordata; Lepidosauria; Squamata; Lacertidae.